AUGGGAAACGCAGAGAGCGGCUGCGUAGGUGGUAGUGGGGACGAGGAGGAUGUCGAAGCCGAGAGCCCCGGGUUCGCGGAAGGCAGCCCGGCCUCUGCGGCCACGGGCGUCGGCGUUGCAAACAGUGGAGGCUCUGGUUCUGGAAGGAGCGGAAGGGGAUCGAAUAACCCUCCAGUUCCGGGCUGCGGACCACCUACUCCCGGUGUCCUUUUAGAGCAAGUCAAACUGAGGGAGGCGGCGGCCCGCAUUAGCGACUCGGGGGUCGCCAUUCCUGAGUCGGUCCUGGCCGGGAAUGAGGGCGUCCUGGUGCGGUGGCUCGAGGACCGGUUGAGCCGGGGAGAGGAAUCUGUAAAUGUGGAACAAUUUUGCGAGAUGCUCGAGAGCCGAGACGCUCCGCGAGAUGAGUGCGAAGAGGUACAUUAUUUCCGCGAGAACUACCAUAAUAUAAAGCCCACAAUAUUGCUUAUACCUCAGAAUGUUAUCAAACAUAGAGCAAGUGUCCAUUAUUUAUGUGAUUCACAUAGGAGUGGCUGAAUGUGGUUUGUUUACAUUGUAGUCCUGGCUACAUGUUCCCUGUCUAACCCAUGCCAGGCAAUAAGUGUGUCACCACACCUCGAGCCAUAAGUGGAAAUUAUGUGCUGUCAGCCCCUUACGUUUGUCAGUUAUCAUUGAUAUUUUGGUGCCAAACCUCCCUCUUUUCUGCUCUAUCUACAACAAGCUGCGUUGUACUUUUUGUAAACCUUUUAGCUACAAUUUCUGUCACGAGUUGAUAGAUGAAUAGGACCUGCUCUGUAAUGAAUGAACACGUUCGAAUAGCUUUGCCUUUAUCUCUGUCAAGGUAUUAGGACAUUGUGUGCCUAUGGCAGGGUAGGCAUGCUUCAGAAUGCUAUGGAAUCCUGACUCACAGUAACAUCCACAAUCCAUAGAAACAGUAUACCUGUCUGGUUUGACAGACAACAAAUUAUAGUGUAAUCUAAUAACAGUUUAUCAGCAGGCAGAUAUCAAAUAGCUCAAUGUUUUGGUUCUAGGGUCUAUGUCUAUGCCACUUUUAUCCAGAGCUGACAGUUGACACUCCUGUGUACUGUCCUAGGCCUUUCCUAGGAGGUUUGUUGUAAAGGCCAGGGGGGGUCAAGGCAUUGGCAAUGUGUCCACCUCAGGUCAGUGUGUCAAAUGUAUUUGCUUCUCUCCUAACCCCGUCACCCAGGUGACGUCCUAGUGUAGACUGAAACGGAGCCGAAAAACCUACGUAGUUGAACGUCUGUGUCCCUAUCCCUAGUUGAAUUUAUUGAGUGUUUUUCUCCCUGCUCUAGGCCUUUGGUCAGUUUGACGCGGAGGGAGAUGGAGUGGUGGACGUUGAGAACAUGCUGAUGUCUCUGAAGAACUCUAACGGGGCCAAUCUACAGGGAGAGCUGAGUCACGUGAUCAGACAACUCCAGGCGUGCACCCUAACCCCAGGUAGGAACAGACCCAAUGUGAUACUGAUAUGUUAUAGGUUAAUGGGGAGUUUAGCUAGAUUGUGGUGGGUAUUCUGUACAUUGUGGAGAGUUGCGACAGGAAGAUUGGGGAAAGGAUAGUGGCAGAGGGAGUGGGGGCGUAGAGGAGAGAGGGAUAGGGAUUUCUGUGUUCACUCAAAGCAUGAGAAAUCUGAUACGUUUAUCUUAUCUCUCUUUAUUUUAGGAUUUGUUGACAUAUUCUCCAAGUCCAAAGACCGGUUGGGAGCGCAUGCCUCAAAAAUCCUGAAGUUCCUCCACAGGAACCGUAUUCCCAGCAGUACCAUCCCUUUCCCUGUUCUAGAGGGAUACAACAGCAUUUGUACCAUGAGGUCUACCGUGGUGCAGGACUUCCUAGAGUUCCUCCUUCAGAAGGAGAAAGGUAAACACAAUUAUUAUAAAACAGUGAUAGAAUACCCUCUGGAAACAUGAAUGUUGUUACAUUUCAUUUGUUAAAUUAGCACAAGCAGAUUGCCUUGUACUAACAACUUAUUAUGACACGUCAAUGACACACGUAUUGCACAUCUUCAGAUCAUGAAGGUCAUGUAAUACUAGUUUUACUCUUUAUUCACUAAGAAACAACACCUCCGUCUGUCUCAUUGAGCCUCUCUGGUUCUCCCUCUCAUCUCUCCCUCCUCCCAGACUUAGACAUCCAGUACAGGGCAGAGUUGAACCGGGACCCGGAGGUGGAUAAAGUGAAGGUGGUCACACAGUGCUACAACUUCAUAGAAGCUUCAUCCAAUGCUGCGGACAUCCACAAGAUGACCAACGGAGAGACUGUGACCUUCUGGCAGUCAGACGGCAGCGCACGCUCACACUGGAUAAGGUGAGAGACUACAGCUAACAAGCAUGGCUUUUUAGUCAGGGUUAGAUCCAAGCGUUCACGUCCAGUUUGAAAGGGAAGUGUGGUUGAUUUCUAAUGUAUACGUCCCCGUGUUGCUCAGUUGGUAGAGCAUGGCGCUUGCAACGUCAGGGUUGUGGGUUCGUUUCCCACGGGGGGCCAGUAUGGAGAAAAAAAAUGUAUGCACUCACUAACUGUAAAGUCGCUCUGGAUAAGAGCAUCUGCUAAAUGACUAAAAUGUAAAUGUAAUGUACCUCUGUAAUUGAAAACAACUUUUUUUUGAAGCAGUAAACAGUAAUCAGAUAUGUAACUUUGUCCUUCUUUGUUUGGCUCCUUUUUUUAUCCAGCUUCUGUGCAAUGUUUGAUUUGCAUGACCAGUACACUAUUAUCUUUGAGUUCAAGUGUCGUUUGAUUAAAAGUGUCAUGUUUAGGGCAAUGAGUUUGACCUGGCCAAGUCACAUUCUCAGGUUAAACUCAGGGCCCUACUUUUCAUGUUACCAGGUUAAACUCAGGGCCCUACUUUUCAUGUUACCAAGUUAAACUCAGGGCCCUACUUUUCAUGUUACCAGGUUAAACUCAGGGCCCUACUUUUCAUGUUACCAGGUUAAACUCAGGGCCCUACUUUUCAUGUUACCAGGUUAAACUCAGGGCCCUACUUUUCAUGUUACCUUAUCGUCGUGUUUUCAGGUUGAAGAUGAAGCCGGACGUGGUGCUGCGUCGCCUGGCCAUCGCGGUGGCGUCCAACGACCACAGCUACAUGCCCCAGCUGGUGUCGGUGGCCGUGGGCAAGAACCGGCGCUCGCUGCAGGAGAUCAAGGAUGUCCGCAUCCCCUCCAACGUCACGGGUUACGUGGCCCUGCUGGAGAACGCCAACAUCACUCAACCCUGUGAGUCAGUCGCUGUCUGCCUGCCUGCAUGUCCUCUCUGCCUGUCUGUCUGUCUGCUUGUCUGUCUGGACCUCUCUUUUCACCUCUGUGAGUCAGUCUCUAGGGGCCUUUCACACUAGAAAAUAAUGAUGCAAAUUGAUGUGGGUGCAAUCCAUCCGGAUCAUAUGUCUCUAAUGUGAAAGCUCCUACUGUAUUACAUACUACUCAAUUCAUCUAGUUAGUCUUUUGGGGAGGCAAGAAGUCUGCUUCUCUGGUUAAGCUUCUGUUUGAAAUUGAUUCUCCCAGGAAUUUGAAUACAGUAUAGAUCAGGGGUCGGAAAACUUUUUGGCUCGAGGGCCACAUCGGGAUUUUGAAAUUCAGUGGCGAAAGAGAGCAGUUAUUUCAAAACAUAUAUCCAUUAUAAUUUCUGCAUACUUUCUAUCUAGUUUUAGAUGAGUUUAUUUAUUUUAUUACUAAAUCCAUCAGGCCGUAGUUUGACCACCCCUGGUGACCGAUUAGUGACAGAGUUUUUAGUUUAAUAUUAUUUUUUUCAGUGUGCCAACUAAUGACAUGUACCCUCUGGGAUUAAGAAAGUAUUUCUAUCCAUUCCUAUCCGAUCAUAUCCUAUCCUACGCCAUUCAAAUCAUUCCGCUCUGUGGCCUCCAGACAUCCAGAUCAACAUCAAGCGGUGCCUGAGUGAUGGUUGUGACACGCGGAUCCACGGGCUGAAGACCCUGGGCUACCAGAUCACUAAGAGUAAAGAGGUGUCUGUGUCUGAUGCCUCAGCUAUCUGGUACCUGUCCCUCCUCACAUCCCUGGUCACAGCCUCAAUGGAGACCAACCCUGUCCUGGCACAGACUGUCCUGCAGAGCACACAGUGAGUACCGACUAGAGACAGGGUUAUGGGGUUAUGGAAGGGUGCUAUGUCAUGCUUAUUUAGGGGUCUGGGCCCGUAGCCACAGUGUCUCAAGAGUAGGAGUGCUGAUCUAGGAUCAGGACCCCACCUGUCCGUAUAUAUUGUCUUAUUCAUUAUGAUAUAAAAGGUGAAACUGAUCCUAAAUCAGCGCUCCUACUCUGAGAGGCUUUGUGGAUACGGGCCCUGAUGUCGUGGUUAUGAAUGGGUCUUAUUGCAUGCAUAUGAAGGGAUCAUCAUUAGGGCCAGGAGUUUCUUUCUGACCACUUGACCUAACCAGGAACAACUCCUAGUCGUCAUGAUUAUGACGUUGUUGUACAGUAUUUCUUUUUUGUCAACAGUAAUUGAAUGCUUUGACUUGAUGUUUUGUUGUGGCACUGUGUCAGAGCUUUGUAUCUUCUGUUUCCUUCUCGUAGAAAAGCCUUAAAGCACAUGCCACCACUGUCCUUAACACCGUCGUCCACUGAGUUCCCCAAGUUCUUCUCCAUGAACAUCCUUGAGGAGGUGGACGGGUUCCUGCUCAGAAUAGCAGAGUAAGUCUAUAGUAGUACUAUAUAAUAUAACUAUAUAAUGAGUGUAACUGACAAUAAAAACAUUGAAAUGAGAAUAGCAGAAUAAUGCAAAGAUCCUGUGAUUACGUCAUUACACUGACAUCACUAUGCUGAUAAUCUCGGAGCCCAGAGAGACUACUAUGCUGACAUCAUUAUGGUGACAUUUUGUAUUUGAUUUAUUAAGGAUCCCUAUAAGCUGUUGCCAAGGCAGCAGCUACUCUUCCUGGGGUCCAGCAACAUCAAGGCAGUUAUAUACAAUUACAAAUAUUACAUGACAUUACAUUUCAUAACACUUUUCACAUCACAUUAAGUGUGUUCCCUCAGGCCAUUACUCUACUAUUACAUACUGUAUCUACUAUAUGAAAUCCACGUGUACGUGUGUGUAGAGUGUGUGUGUUAGCAUGUGUAUGCCUGUGUCCCUGACCUCAACAGGCAGAUAUCAGCACAUUGAUUGAGUGGUGCUAUUCUCUGUGUUAUAAACUGGGUGAUUCGAGCCCUGAAUGCUGAUUGGCUGAAAGCCGGGGUAUAUGAGACCAUAUACCACGGAAUGAGAAACAUUUUUUUACUGUUCUAAUUACGUUAGUAAACUCUGCGUUGCGUCGUGCUUAAGUACAGCCCUUAGCCGUGGUAUAUUGGCCAUAUACCACAAACCCCCUCGUGCCUUAUUGCUUAAAUAUCUUCUCUCUUUGUAAAUACUCUCUCACUAUCUAUUUCUCGCAUGUAGACAUGCACACACACUCACACCCUCUCGCUCUUCUCUCUCUCACACACACACUAUCUCACACCUGCUUGCUAUCUCUCUCUCUCUCUUUCUCUUGCACACUAUCUUACGUAUAUCUCACACCCACUCACCACCUUUCUGUCUGUCUUACACUCACUCACUCACUCACUCACUCACUCACUCACUCACUCACUCACUCACUCACUCACUCACUCACUCACUCACUCACUCACUCACUCACUCUCAACCUCACACCAUUUCCUCUGUCUCUCUUCGACCCCCUGUAGUUGCUGUGUGACCCCUGAUGCAGAACUGACCCUGUUGGCCUUUGCCCUGGCCCGGGGCAGUGUGGCUAAGAUCCUCCAGUCCCUGUCUGGUAUCAGUGAGCACCUGGAGGCAGAGUACAGAGCCUCCUCCCUCAUCUCCUCCAUGGCCUCGGUCAGACUGCGCCUGCUCUACCGCAACGGUAACCUCAACCAACCCCACUUACAGUAUCCUUUCCUCAGUCUUCAGCCAACCCCACUUACCUUAUCUACUAUGUCCUUCAUGCAGGUGUUAGGUGGUCAUUUUAAACCAUACCAUUAGGAGUAGAAGCAGUAUGGCUGUAGUAGUUGAGGCAAUGGGCUGCUGACCAGACGAUUCUGGCUAUGGUGCUGUGAUAAUGCUUUAGAACAGUGUUUCCAAAAUGGUGGGCUAGGAUCAAGCCUGAUUCCUUUUGAAUCGCGUGUAGACACUAGUUCCUGGAUAGAAACUGUGGUACACAAUAAAACUUUAGGGUUGCAAAAUUCGAGUAAUUUCCCAAAUAUUCCCAGUUUUUCCCAGAAAUCCUGGUUGGAGGAUUCUGGAUUUUCUGUUUAUUCCCUCCUGAUUCCGGGAAUCUUCCAACCAGGAUUUCUGGAAAACCUGUGAACUUUGGGAAAUGUACCAGAAUUUUGCAACCCAAGUUACAUUACAAAUGGUUUGGGACCAUGGCCUUUAGAUAUGGCUGUUCUGAAGUGAUAGUGUGUAUUUUGCCCUGCUCUAGGGAAGACCCUUCAGUUGCACCUGCAGGCCUGUGAUGUGAAGGGCAAAGAGGAGAAGUCGGGACCAGAGAACAUGCUGACUGAAUCCGCCGCCACUGGAGACGGUAUAGUUACUACAGUCUCUCUCUCUCUGUCACUCUUUCUCUCUCUUUCACCCUCUCCAAGUAUUUGCAUGUUUUGAGUUUGCAUGCUUAAUCAGUUGUUCUAAUGUUCGUUACAGGGUUUCUCACAGAAAGUGGUAAGAAGAGAGCUAGCGUGAUCCUGUCUACAGAAGACCAGAGCAACUUCCAGGUCACUCAGAUGAAGAUUAAAGUGAGUGUCUGUCUGUGUGGUGUUCAUAUCUUUCAAUAGUGUAUUGGUGUUCACAGCAAUGGGGUUCUCAUGGAGCAUUAAGCAUCCUUUAUCAGUGUAUUUGUGGCAUAUUGUAUGUUUGCUCCAUACCAUUCGCUGUUUGCGCCAUACUACCUGUGUUUUUCAACAGGUCCGUAAAGGAGCCAUUGGAGCAAAGUGUGGCCUGGUGUUUGCCUACAGCGAAGGAGACACCUUUGAUGCAGAAAAACACUUCAAGAGGUUUAAAAACUAUGACUCCUGGGACUACAAGGACUACAAGGAGUUUGUACAAGACAAGUAAGGACCUCCCCGGAGUGGUACCUGUGCCUAUUGAACCCUGAUGAACUGCCUAUUUAUUUUCUUCUGGAUGUAACUCGGUAGUAAAGUAGUCAGUAGAACAGUAGUCUCAUGCACCAGACGUCAUAGCCAUGCUCGGAAGGUCUGGUGUAAAACGAGACCUUCAACUACAGUCAGUAUAGUGACCUGUUCCAUAUGAAUGUCUGACCCCUGGUUUGUCAUGUGACCUACCCUGCAGUCUGAGGAUUCCACUGCAGGCCGAGGAUGAGCCCAUUGGCUGGUUUGAGCUGGAGGAUGACUGGAACGACGUGGAGAUCAAACUGCAGACGUGUCGCGUUGCAAAGGUACUCGACGCUCUUUCGCGCUCUCUAUCGCUCGUUUAUUUCAAGUGUUACUCACUCUCUGCCUCGUACAUAUGAUUGUUUCUCCCUUAGUUUCUCCUCCUCUCUCAUUCAACCACUCUUCAAUACUUUCUCUCUCUGACACUCAACAACCCUCACUCCCCUGCUCCUCCCUCUCCUCCACCUCUAAUAAGAGUAUCUAUCUGCAGAAAUCAGAUAUUACUAAGUGUCCUAAUGUGAAAUGUUAGUUGUGAGAAUCAAUCAAUUAACAGUAUAAGAAUAGUCCCACCAUCCACAUUUAUAUAACACUCAUGCUGAUAACUGUGAAGUGACUCUCUUUCCGCCCCCCCCCCGUAGUUCCUGAUGGUGAAGUUCCUGUGUGCGCGGCAGGACAGUGCAGAGCGUCUGGGGGUCCAGUCCCUGUCCUUUAGUGGGUACCUGUGUCCCGGGGCCGAGAGGCUGGAUGAUCUGGACGACCUGAGCCCACAAGGAGAUGGCUCAGAGGGGGACAUGGUCACUGGACUCACCCUGCUGAAGAAGACCCUGUUCUUCAUCCAGCAGCUUACGCGAGACAUGGUACCCACUGUCAGUAGUACCCUCAGUCAUUUUACUGUUUUGAUUUAUUUUAUUAUAAAAGUGUCAUGCGUAGGGCUGUUACGUUGACGGUAUUACCGCCACACCGGCAGUCACAAGUCAUGACCGCAGUCAAAUUACAUGUGACCGUUGAGUCAAGGUAACUAGGCUUCUCCAAAACUGUGAUGCCGCUGAUGGUCAUUAGUAGCCUACCAAACUUGCUAACAGCUAGCGCUCUAUUGUCCCUCUUAUCAUUCUGACAUCAAUGCAAAUGCAAUCGAAAAUCUAAUCAAACACUUCAUGAGAGCCCUGGCAUUCAGAGUUUGACCGGAAUAUGAUCACCUGUUGCGCAGCGAGAAACAGCUCCUCAUAGCUGGUUGAUGCAUGGAAUGAAAUAAGUGUUCCUAUAAGCUCAUGUUGCGCAACAUUUCGAAAGACUAGGCUAUGCAAUUGCGUGAGAAAACAGAGUUUUGAUGGCCUCUAUUAAAAAGAGGAUGAUCCCAUCAGCUUUCUAUAGGCUUACUAUAUUUAUUUCUCAACUUCGGAGUAGCCUAUCUGGCUGGUGUGAAAAUUAACCAUAGGAAAAGCGUCCUCCAUUCGCCAUUCUAGUGCAUACGGAUUACAUGUCUUUUUUUUUUUUUACCUUGUUCCUGUUACGACAGUGCAUGAUAAUGGCCCAUUCUAAAUCAAAACUAAUGUCACACAUACACUGAGUGGACAAAACAUUCGGUACACCUGCUCUUUCCAUGACAUAGGCUGACCAGGUGAAUGGGCAAGACAAAAUAUUUAAGUGCCUUUGAACCAGGUAUUGUAGUAGGUGCCAGGCGCACCGGUUUGAGUGUGUCAAGAACUGCAAUGCUGCUGGGUUUUUCACGCUCAACAGUUUCCCAUGUGUAUCAAGAAUGGUCCACCACCCAAAGGACAUCCAGCCAACUUGACACAACUGUGGGAAGCAUUAGUCAACAUGGGAACACUUUUGACAUCUUGUAGAGUCCCAUGCCCCGAUGAGUUGAGGCUGUUCUGAGGGCAAAAGGGGUUCCAACUCAAUAUUAGGAAGGUGUUCCUGAUGUUUUGUACACUCAGUGUAUAUUAUUUAGUAUCUGUAAAGACCAGAUUAAAUUGAGACUAGUCUGAUGGGUGAAAGUAUUAUCAAGUGCUUGUCAAAUUGUGAAUGAGAGACUGAUGAAGUGUGUGCAGCUUGCGCAAGAAACAGAGCAGAGCUCAUGCCAUGCAACUUUAUUCAAAUCAUCAUGCAGGCUUAGAAUGUAUUAAAAAUCGAAACAUAUAGCCGAACCUUUUGUAGAACAACUAAAGUUACGUUAAUAACUCUAAAUUCGGCAUGUAGGAGUAACUGUUUCUUUGUUAACCGCUCAACACAGAAUAGCCGCAUGUUUGGAUAAAAAAUAUCCUUUCUAUUUUAUUCAGCUAUGUUCAAUUGUAUUGUUCUUACUAUAAAAUAAUGCCACUGGAAUUAUAAGCAAAUCUUGCCUGCUAAAUGAACUAGUCUAGCCCACAGACAUAUGGCAUAGCCAGAUCAGGGCCUAACAUAAGGAUGACUCAGAAUAUGCUAUUAUGUUCUUCUUAAUUUUCUUCAUAUCAUAAUAUUUAUUUAGACCUGCCUUAAAUAAAUAAUGGAUUUAAUGUGAUGGUGUAGGCUAUAAUAAAUUGAUUUAUUAGACCUUUUAUAAUGUGCAUGUUCAAAAGGUCCGCAUCAGUGGCUUGUAGGCGAUGCGUGGAAGCCGGAGAUGCUCAACGUGUUUUUUAUUAAUUAAUGGCGGAAAAUUACAGUGAGACCGGCAGUUAAUUGCAUGACAAAAUGUCAUGACCGCCACAGCCCUUGUCAUGCGUCUUAAUGAUGCCCAGCCUACAUGGGCUUAUAAAACACUAUUUGCUGUAGCAAAAUAAAAUGAUCAUAAUAUCUGCACACUUAUACACUAUGUAUGUCAGUGUGGUCUGUACAUGUUGAUUGUCUUUUAUUUUAUUUAUUUACUUUAGUGUAUUUUACCCCCCCUUUUCUCCCCAAUUUCGAUCUUGUCUCAUUUACAUUUUACAUUUUAGUCAUUUAGCAGACGCUCUUAUCCAGAGCGACUUAAAGUUAGUGAGUGCAUACAUUUAAAAAAAAAAAAUAAUCAUACUGCCCCCCCGUGGGAAUCGAACCCACAACCCUGGCGUUGCAAGCGCCAUGCUCAACCAACUGAGCUACAGGGGGCAAAGAAAUGAACUCUAUUACAUUUUUUACAUUUUAGUCAUUUAGCAGACACUCUUAUCCAGAGCGACUUACAGUUAGUGAGUGCAUUCAUUUUUUGCUCUACCAACUGAGCUACACGGGACUGUAGCUCACCUUCACCUCCCCAACGGGCUCGGGAGGUGAAGGUCGAGUCAUGCAUCCUCCGAAACAUGACCAGCCAAACCGCGCUUCUUAACACCCGCCCGCUUAACCCGGAAUCCAGCCGCGUCAAUGUGUUGGAGGAAACACCGUUCAACUGACGACCGAGGUCAGCCUGCAGGCGCCCAGCCCGCCACAAGUAGUCGCUAGAGCGCGAUGAGCCAAGGAAAGCCCCCCCGGCCAAACCAUCCCCUAACCCGGACGACGCUGGGCCAAUUGUGCGCCGCCGUAUGGGACUCCCGAUCACGGCCGGUUGUGAUACAGCCCGGGAUUGAACCUGGGUCUGUAGUGACGCCUCUAGCACUGCGAUGCAGUGCCUUAGACCGCUGCGCCACUCGGGAGGCCCUUUGAUUGUGUCUUAAGUCCAAGAUCAAGAUGGGAGACAAAUGAAUAAGGCCAAUUAAGUGAACUAAACUGAACUGAAUUUAGGUCCGUCAGUUCUCAAUACAGCUGUUGUAUUCGUUUUUAGCUCUCAGAUUUUAAAUGGUCUAGUCGAAUAACAUUGCUUUGACAAUUAUGUUAUUUGAUGAUCAUGUUGACUGUCUAUGCAUCAAAUAUCUAGAUAAAGACAUGAUAUAUCUCCUCUGUAUCUAACUCUGUAGGAUGUGUCCUUGUUCAAGCAGAAGUUUCUACUGGACUUCAGUGGCCUCAACCUCAUCCUGUUCUGGAGCUUCUACAACAAACUCCGGGAGAUGUGAGUACAGAGAGAGAUGUUAUACACUAGAUACACGCCUUUGAGUCAUGAUAACCUAUUCUCUCAAUGGCCUUUCCUGUAUAGAUAAAGUGAAUGUUUGUGUUGGUUUGAAAUGGUGUGGUCAGUGAAUAGGCCACAGUUGCCUUUGACCACUCGUGGUUAGUGAUGAAGACGUCUAAUCACAUGGUCACACAUGGGACUGCUGCUAUUGUGGUCUGUGAUAACAGAGUAUGGCCGGUGUAUGACAUCUGUCUAACCAACCUUCUGUCUCUCUGUCUUCCCAGUGAGGGAGAGGAGGUGAUGAAGAGCAGAGUGCUGGUGCUCCAGCUGCUCCAGAACUGUUUCGCCCUGCUGCCCAGUCCCAGCUCGCUGGAAUUCAGGGGCCUAGAGGAGAGCAGGGGAACUGAGGAGGCAGUAGCCUCAGCAUCAGCCUCAGCAUCAGCCUCAGCAUCCCCGUCCACAUCCAGCGGUACCGAGCCAGACUCUGCCAGGGCAGUGUGGGAGCUCUACACCCACCUCUGUCAAAGUAAAGGCCUUGUACAUCUAUUAGACACACAGUGUUACCGGUGUUUUAGUGUUACUUUUCGUAAAAUGCAAUGUGCUCUUGGAAGCCAAGGUAAAAUAUAAAAGACUAUAUAAAAGCUACUGGAGACUUGUAUUAAGAGUAUUGGAAGUGGAGAAGGUUUAAAGUUGUAAUUGUGUUGUUGUGUUGAGCAGUAGUGGACGGUCCAGAGGCUGAGGGGACGGUGGACAAAGCCCUGAGGAAGGAGGCAGUGAAAGCCAUUCUGAACGGAGCAGCCAUCUUCUUCCCUGACAAACACAGCAGAAGAGACAAACUCUUCCACAUGAUGGUGAGUGACUGGGAAAGAGCUCCAUCUGCUGCUGACAGACCAUUGGCAAUGGGUGAACUUUGUGCUGUUUCUGUUGAAGUUGUUGUUAACAGCUGUGCACGAUAUUCUCUUUUUAAUUGUUUCAGAAAAACAUCACAGAGGAGGAUCAGCCAGAGUCUGUGAAGCUGACGUUUGAAUCGCUUUGUAAUUACUUCAGGUAAUAAUGUACACAUACACACACACACACACACACACACACACACACACACACACACACACAAUAGGUGAAUUAGUGCUCAGUUGUCUUCCCUUCCUCUACUACAGUGACCAGGAUCCCAGUGGCCUUCUCCUUCUUCCUCCUAAAGGAGCUCCUUCAGACUUUGACAUCAGCCCCAUCCUCAGUGUCAUGGAGACCCUGCUACUGGUGGCCACUCGGGAAGUGAGUCGUCAUUCCCCCCCCCCCACUUCCCUUUUUCUUUCAUCUCAUACAGUUAUACAGUGGCUUGCGAAAGUAUUCACCCCACUUGGCAUUUUUCCUAUUUUGUAGCCUUACAACCUGGAAUUAAAAUGGAUUUUUGGGGGGGUUUGUAUCAUUUGAUUUACACAACAUGCCUACCACUUUGAAGAUGCAAAAUAUUUUUUUCUUGUGAAACAAACAAGUAAUAAGACAGAAAAACAGAACUUGAGCAUGCAUAACUAUUCACCCCCCCAAAGUCAAUACUUUGUAGAGCCACCUUUUGCAGCAAUUACAGCUGCAAGUUUCUUGGGGUAUGUCUCUAUAAGCUUGGCACAUCUAGCCACUGGGAUUUUUGCCCAUUCUUCAAGGCAAAACUGCCCCAGCUCCUUCAAGUUGGAUGGGUUCCACUGGUGUACAGCAAUCUUUAAGUCAUACCACAGAUUCUCUAUUGGAUUGAGGUCUGGGCUUUGACUAGGCCAUUCCAAGACAUUUAAAUGUUUCCCCUUAAACCACUCGAGUGUUGCUUUAGCAGUAUGCUUAGGGUCAUUGUCCUGCUGGAAGGUGAACCUCAGUCCCAGUCUCAAAUCUCUGGAAGACUGAAACAGGUUUCCCUCAAGAAUUUCCCUGUAUUUAGUGCCAUUCAUCAUUCCUUCAAUUCUGACAAGUUUCCCAGUCCCUGCCGAUGAAAAACAUCCCCACAGCAUGAUGCUGCCACCACCAUGCUUCACUGUGGGGAUGGUGUUCUCGGGGUGAUGAGAGGUGUUGGUUUUGCGGAAGACAUAGAAUUUUCCUUGAUGGCCAAAAAGCUAAAUUUUAGUCUCAUCUGACCAGAGUACCUUCUUCCAUAUGUUUGGGGAGUCUCCCACAUGGCUUUUGGCGAACACCAAACGUGUUUGCUUAUUUAUUUCUUGAAGCAAUGGCUUUUUUCUGGCCACUUCCAUAAAGCCCUGCUCUGUGGAGUGUACGGCUUAAGGUGGUCCUAUGGACAGAUACUCCAAUCUCUGCUGUGGAGCUUUGCAGCUCCUUCAGGGUUAUCUUUGGUCUCUUUGUUGCCUCUCUGAUUAAUGCCCUCCUUGCCUGGUCCGUGAGUUUUGGUGGGCAGCCCUCUCUUGGCCAUUUUUUAAUAAUGGAUUUAACGGUGCUCCAUGGGAUGUUCAAAGUUUCUGAUAUUUUUUUUAUAACCCAACCCUGAUCUGUACUUCUCCACAACUUUGUCCCUGGCCUGUUUGGAGAGCUCCUUGGUCUUCAUGGUGCCGCUUGCUUGGUGGUGCCCCUUGCUUAGUGGUGUUGCAGACUCUGGGGCCUUUCAGAACAGGUGUAUAUAUACUGAGAUCAUGUGAUAGAUCAUGUGACACUUAGAUUGCACACAGGUGGACUUUAUUUAACUAAUUAUGUGACUUCUGAAGGUAAUUGGUUGCACCAGAUCUUAUUUAGGGGUUUCAUUGCAAAUGGGGUGAAUACAUAUGCACGCACCACUUUUCCAUUAUUUAGUUAUUUUUUUCAUUUCACUUUUCAUUUCACACUAUUUUGUGUAUGUCCAUUACAUAAAAUCCAAAUAAAAAUCCAUUUAAAUUACAGGUUGUAAUGCAACAAAAUAGGAAAAACGCCAAAGGGGAUGAAUACUUUUGCAAGGCACUAUACACCAACUAUAAUGACUUUACUUACUUAACCAUAAUCCUUUUAGCCCCUAGUGGAGCAAAUGGCCUCAACAGUGCACCUGUUUUGGGCAGUUUCCUUCACCUCAUUCCAAACUGUAAUGACAAAAUGUCAUGUUAAUUUAGGUCAUCUCUUCUGUAUGUCUAUCUCUCUCUCCCUCUGUCAGUGUGAGGUGAUGAUGGUGGAUCUGAGUGGUGGGGCUAGCAGGAAGGUGCUACUGUCUCUGUUCUGGGCUCUGCAGGGCAGCCUGCUCUCCUGGUGUUACCUUCAACUCAAAGGAGGGGCUGCUGCAGCCCCCACCGCUGCAGACCUGGCCAGGGAUAUCCUCCUCAAGUGUAAGUGUCUCACCAAUAUGUCUUACCGGUACUUUUAAUAUCCCUUUGUACAGGCUCUCCUUAGUUAGUUAGUUAGUUAGUUAGUUUGUUAGUUGAAGAGGAAUAAAUGAACAGCAUGUCAUUGAUUUGUUAUUACAUAGGACAAUGCUGUCGAUGGAUGGUAGAGUGGAUCAUUGAAUUAAAGGAGUGAUUCACUUUUUUUAACUAUUUUUUAUUUUUUAAUGUAAAUAGCUUGUUAUAGUAGGGUCCAAACACUUUUUUUGUGCAAUUUUACUUGGUUUGGGGAAACUUACCCCACCUGCAAUAGACUUCCUCAUUGUUUGUUCUGCAGUAUGGGAGCCAUGGAUAAACAUGAACAAAGGCUCCAAAAACACCCAAAUAAGUCUGUUUAGAAACAGCAAAUGCUCGCACAUGUAACGCUGAAGUCCAACAAAACGGAAUAUAACUAUGCGGAUAAAGUUUGGAAUGACACAAUUUCAUGUGUGCAACAUCUAAUGACCUGCUAAGAGCUUUGCGGUUUCUAAAAGGGACAUAUUUUGGUAUUUUUGGAACCUUUGUUCAUGUUUAUCCGAAGCUCCCAUACUGCAGAACGGGCAAUGAGGAAGUCUAUUACGGCAGAGUAAGUUACUCAAAACCAAGUAAAUUCCCCCAAAGUGUCUAUAACAUGCCAUUUCCUUAAAAAAUAGGGAUUUUGGGAGAGAAAAAAAAGUGAACCACUCCUUUAAUUACACUUUGUGAGGUUGAAGGGCAUCUGUAAAUGAAUUAAAUUACAGAGAUCCACAGUGAAUAAAGAGUGUGUCUCUUCUCUGUCCCUGUAGAUGUGGAUCAGUUCCUGGGCAGCACUAAGACAGUGCUGGGAGGCCUGCUGCAGAGAUACGGUGGAGCUGAGAUCACUGACAAACUCAGUGGAUCCAUCCUGGCCAUGGUCACCAGACAGAUGGUACACUCUCUUUGUUUCUAUCACUGUGGAAAAACUCCCCUGCCUCUUAUCACUUACUGGGUGCUACGUCACUCAUUCAAUAGUCAGUUCUGCGAAUCUGGAUAUUUAGUAGUUAUCCAGCAGUUUGUAAAAUCCACCUGCUGCAUGUCUGGUCUUUGUUAUGUUCUACCUAAAUUGAACUAGCUAACUGUACCAUCACACUGAUCCAGAGAGACGCUUAAUGCUCAUGCUAACCUUCUCGUCUAUCAGAGGUUAAUGCUAAAUGCUAAUACCAACCCUCUGUGUCUGUCUGUCUCUGUCAGAUGAUCUUCUUUUUGGAGCUGUGUUACCUGGACAUCCCUCACUGUAUUCUGCUCACCAGUUUCUCCUCUCUGGUUGAGCUGCUUAAAAACCUCUCCAGUGAGACGGGAGACAUCUUCUCGAAGGUCAGUCAACCUUAAUACUACCAUAGAGCACUUGGACGGUUUUGGUGUCAUGAAGAACUAUAUGGUUUGGGUUAAAGCAGGGGUGUCAAACUCAUUUUAGCUCAGGGGCCACAUGGAGGAAAAUCUAUUCCCAAGUGGGCCGGACCGGAAAAAUCAUGGUGUAUAUAUAACUUAAAAACAACAACUUCAGAUUGUUUUCUUUGUUUUAAUACGAUCAACAUACAACAUAAAGCUGGAGCCUGAGGACAGUGUGUCCAAAAUAGUACAAGCACAACAUCACUAUUAAUCAUAAAACACGUCAAGUUUAUUUGAAAAUUCUAAAGAAAAAGAACACACAAACACACAAUGCCUCAGUGAUUAACAGAACUGUUUCACAGAUCACAGAACUAUAUCAGGGUGUCAUUUCUCAGGCAGAAAUGUAGAUAAAAAUAAUGAAAUCCUGUUCCCCAAACAAGUGCAAGAACCACAGAGUCAAGAAUAGGUUAAAUAUACAAAUAAAAUAAAAUCAAUUAAAAACAAUAGCACAUCAACAUAAAAACAUAUAAACAUAAAGCUGGAGCCUGAGGACAGUGUCCAAAAGCACACAUCACUAUUAAUCAUAAAACACCAAGUUAUUUGAAAGUUCUGAGGACAAAGAACACACAAACACAUAAUGCCUCAGUGAUUCACAGAAGUAUAUCACAGAUCACAGAACUAUAUCAGGGUGUCAUUUCUCAGGCAGAAAUGUAGAUAAAAAUAAUGAAAUCCUGUUCCCCAAACAAGUGCAAGAACCACAGAGUCAAGAAUAGGUUAAAUAUACAAAUAAAAUAAAAUCAAUUAAAAACAAUAGCACAUCAACAUAAAAACAUAUAAACAUAAAUCUGAAAGCGUUGCUCAAACUCCCGUAACAGUCCCGUUAUUUUAUCUUUGAACCGCUUCAUGUCUGCCACAUGUUGGGUCGCGCACACAUUUUUCAGACAGGAGAAGUGAGCUGCAUCACCACCGGCAAGUUGCGUCUCCCACAAUAACAGCUUCAACUUGAAAGAACGUAUGCUGUCAUAAUACUGCGUGACAACUUUGUUGCGCCCUUGCAGCUGUUUGUUCAAGUUAUUCAGGUGCUCUGUAACAUCCACCAUAAAUGCAAGGUCUGGCAUCCAUUCUGCGGAAUGAAAUUCUAACACUGGUUUGCCCUUUUCUUCCAUGAACUGUUCAAUUUCUUCUCGUAAAUCAAAGAAACGCCUCAGCACAGCACCUCGGCUUAACCAUCUUACCUCAGUGUGGUAUGGCAGGCCAUAGAUGUGGUCUUUCUCUCUGAGAAGGCUGUCAAACUGACGGUGAUUCAGGCUUCUGGAUCGAUGAAAUUAACAGUUUGGAUGACCACCUUCAUGACGUUAUCCAUCUUUAAUGACUUGCAACACAAAGCCUCCUGGUGCAAAAUACAGUGAAAAGUCAAAAAAUCACGUCCUCCAUUUGAACUUUGUCACAACGCCUGCUUUUUCCCGAUCAUUGAGGGUGCACCAUCUGUAGCCAGGCUGACAGCGCGGGACCAGUCCACUCCGACCCUGUCCAGCGCGCCGACGAGUGCAGUAAAAAUAUCAGCUGCUGUCGUUGUAUCUGUCAUCGGCACCAACUCCACGAACUCCUCGGUGACGGUCAAUGUGUCAUCAACUCCGCGGAUGAAAAAAUGGCCAGUUGUGCAACAUCUGUAAUGUCCGUGCUUUCAUCAAUUGCAACCGAAAACGCAAUAAAUGACUUUACUUUUUGCUUCAACUGGCUGUCCAAAUCCACUGAAAGAUCGGAAAUCCUGUCUGCAACUGUGUUUCUUGUCAGGCUGAUAUUUGCAAAAGCCUGCCGCUUUUCAGGGCACACAAUCUCCGCUGCCUUCAUCAUGCAUGUUUUUACAAAUUCACCCUCACUAAAUGGUUUUGAAGCCACUGCGAUUUCAUUUGCAAUGAGGUAGCUAGCUUUCACUGCAGCGUCACUGAUGUCUCGGCUGUGAGUAAACACAGACUGCUGUUUCUUCAGACCCGCCAACAGUUCAUUCACCUUCUCUCAUCUCCGCUGUCCUUGAAAGUUGUCAUAUUUGUCGGCAUGAAGACUCACAUAGUGGCGACGAAGGUUAUAUUCUUUCAGCACUGCAACAUGCUCUGAACACACCAAACAUACAGCUUUCCCAUUCAAUUCCGUGAUUAAAUAGGAUGACCAUUUUUCUUGGAACACUCUGCACUCUGCGUCCACUUUUCUCUUUUUUGACAGAGACAUAUUAGGGCAAUGAGGGUGCCAAAGCACAUAAUGUUAAAAGUAGAAGCCGUAAUAAAUAUCGCGGGCAAAACAAAGUAGCUCAUUGGCUGCACGUGCUUGACCUACUUGCUCUGCCCCGGUAUAAACAGUUUGCUUGCUUAACACAAUUGCUAUUGCGCCAUCCAGUGGACGCAAUUGGAACAGCAGUUUAUAUUAUUGAAAAAUUGCAGCGCAUAUUUAUACUUUACAAUUUUUUUUCAUUUUUUAUUUUUUUUUUCAAAAUCAUCUCGCGGGCCGGAUUAAACCCGUUUGCGGGCCUGAUCCGGCCCGCGGGCCGUACGUUUGACACCCCUGGGUUAAAGGAACCGAAUAAACCCAUGUGCUGUGUUUGUCUGAUGUGAUUACGGUUGCAACAUUCCGGCAACUGUCCCAAUAUGAGAGAAUAUGGAGAAAAUCUGGGAAUCCUCCAACCAGGAUUUCUGGAAAACCAAGGAAUUUAUGGAAAGUUACCGCAAAUUUGCAACCCUAGAUGUUAUGUUAAUGUGGGAUGUGUUGUGUCCCUGCCAGGUGGACCUGGAGAGCUGCCAGCAGCCCCAGCAGCCGGUGGUCCUGAGGACCUGGAACAUGGAGUCUCCUCAUAACUACGAGAACAGCAGACACGAGACCACCAUCUUCGCCUGCCCCGGGGCCACUUCCUUCGAGGUGGAGUUUGACGAACGCAGUGAGACUGAGAAGAGGUGAGCAUAUCAUCCACACACCAUUCUGUCUCUCUCUCUUUCUCUCUGUUUUUCUCUCUCUCCUCUCUUUCUCUCUGUCUUUCUCUCUCUCCUCUCUUUCUCUCUGUCUUUUUCUCUCUCUCCUCUCUUUAUCUCUCUUUUCUUCCUCUCUCUCUAUUCUGUUCUUUUCAUUGAAGAGUAUGCCUUAUCAGAUACUUAUUCUUAGCAUAUCUGAAGACCAACUGUUUGCAUGCGUGUAAUUAUUUGAAUUCCUCUUCAUGUGACAUAAUAUCAUCAAGAGAUGAAGGAAAUCUCUUUACAUUUCCAUUACCUCAUGUAGCGUUCUCUUGAAUCCUGGCAGAUACGACUACCUAGAGUUCACAGACGCCAGAGGAGGGAAGGUCCGUUACGACAUGAAGGUCGGGACUGAGAAAUGGCCAAAGGUAGGUAAUCACGGCUGAGAUUAGGGCAGUGGGAAGGUAUGCCCAUAAAUGGCAGGUAAUCCAAGAAAAAAAGACGAGCAGUAAACUUUAGUGAACAAUUAACAGAAAAUAUUUACACAAGACUACAUAUAGGAGCAGCUCAGCAUUGUACAUGAGGACGCACAACCGCAAUGUGUUUCGACUACUAGAGUCGUCCUCUGGCAGCGUUUUGGACGGAAGCUGACGUAUCUCUAGAAAUAGAAGCGGGGACAAGUAAAUGUCACAUGACAGGAAAAUAAACUAUAUACAAAACAUAUUUACAACAUUAUCACAUCAGUGUAUAGAGGCAACAUGAAAAAUAACACACAGGAAUAUAUACAAAGGAAGAGUGUAAAGGGAUAAUCUGAGUUAGUUGUGUGCGUAAAGAACAGUAUAUGCACUGGUGCAUAAAACACGUUCUAUAAAUGUGGUCCUCUGUAGCUCAGCUGGUAGAGCACGGCCCUUGUAACGCCAAAGUAGUGGGUUCGAUCCCCGGGACCACCCAUACACAAAAAUGUAUGCACGCAUGACUGUAAGUCGCUUUGGAUAAAAGCGUCUGCUAAAUGGCAUAUUAUUAUUAUUAUUAUUAUUAUUAUUAUUAUUAUUAUUAUUAUUAUUAUUAUAAAAAAGAGACUAUAGCAAUCAUCAAAAACUCAGAAAAACAAGGAAAAUACACAAGAGGCUAUACUAGUCAGUCUAGGUAUACUAGAAAACUGUUUAGUUCUAGUUUGUUUAGUCCGUGGGGAUCGGCCGUAUAUUUUUGUAGUAGGAAACUGUAAAAAUCACCCCCUCUCUCAUUCCUCUGCAUUUUCUCUAUUGCCCAGAACUUUAGUUCAUUGACUGUGUGUUGUUGCAGGAUAAAGUGGGCUGCUAGAGUGUAGUUGUCAUCCUUGCGUCUAAUAGAGCUUUUGUGUUCUGUGAUCCGUGUUCUCAGUGCGCGUGUGGUCUUCCCAAUCUAUAGGGCACUGGAUAGCCUAUAUGACUCCUUCAGAGGCGCAGUAAGUCAGGCUCUUCAGGGUGAUUGGCUUGUUGGUUUUUGGAUGCGGAAAUUGUUUCAGUUUUUGUGAUUGUGCGCAACAGGAACAGUGUGCGCAGGUAACCACGGCUACCCGAGACAUUACAGGCAUCUUCUCCCCUGUCUGUGGUAAUGACAGUUCUCCAUCGUGUUGUUUGCUCCACAGAAGGUGACGUUUGAGGCUGGGCCCCAGCUGCAGUUCCUGUUCCACUCAGACAGCAGCAACAACGAGUGGGGCUAUAAGUUCACAGUGACGGCCCACGGCCUGCCUGAUAUCACCGUGUCCUGGAUGUCAGACCUGCAGCUCCUGGUGGCCCGACUCAUGGGCCGCCUGGCCUCCAGGACCAUGGCCCUCAAAUCACCCCACGGUGAGAGGAAGGGAUGGGGAGAGGGAUUCUGAGGGGGGAGGGAAGGAGGUAGGGGGCGAGAGAGCGAUGGAGAGAGAGACAAAGAACAAAAAUCUCCCCAUUUUUGUUCUUUCCCCUAAUUCAAACUAAGGCCUGCACCGAAAACUACUCCCUAGUCUCUAGUAUAUGUGGUUUUUGAUCAUAUGUGAUAUGUUGUCAUCAGAGAUCCGCAGUGUGAAGGAGCUUCCUGCUGGGAAGAUGGCCCACGUCCUGUCCUCUCCUCUGUGGAAGCCUGUCUUCAGACACGGACUCAUUGAAUCUCCCCACGUCCAUACAGAUGAGGUAUGGUGUACAAGCACUGAGUCAGUGUUUAUAUUUGUAAAGACCUUUCACUCGAUAGCUGAAUGCCAAUGCAUAAAUGCAGGUCACAUCAUAUUGCAGCCACAGAAUGAAAAUGGAAAAGUAUUUUAUUGUAUCUGUAUGGUUACGGCACUUUCUAACGUUCUCUCUUGCUCUGUGAAUCAGGUGAAGACAUGCCAGUCAGGUUGUUCUGAUUGGUUCAUGAGAUUCUGUGAUGACUUUGGUCACUGGAACCCGACAGAGGAGCCACUAGACGGCAGGACUGAGUUGAUGAAAAGCCUCAUGCUGGCCUGCAAGAAGCAGCCAAUUAGGAACGAGAUAGUUGCGGGGUGGAAGGCUGACAUGGCGGUGAAUGCCAUCUUUUCAGCCAUGAUUUACCACACGCCAGCCCUCAACCAGGCUCUCAGGAUCUAUGGUAAUUAAAUAAUUAGGGUGAUGGAUUGAUUGAGUGAUUAAUAGAAUUUAUUUGAUAAUUACAAAAAUGGCUUUUAGCGCCCUGUUCGCCUCACCCCUUUUCCCAUUUUCUAAAGCAGGACGCCUUUUCACAUUUUCUAAAUGUCCAUAUAAUCUUCUCCGGAUGUGCUACACGAAAACCUUACGCGAAAUGUACUGUGGCAUUCGAAUGUCUCCAAGUUGCGUUAUGUUUCUUUCAAUGAGAAAAGCAUUUCCUUUUAGUCUGUUUGUGAAACAGUAUUGAGACUAUCACAUAACUUAAUUUAUAGAACCAUGACUCUGGGAACGACGCAGUAUCUGCAGUGAGAUACUCAAAGGCUUGAGGUGCUCAACAUCAGCUUUUAUACUGGUGUUAAGGCGACCAUUAAUCUGAGCUUGAUACAUUAUUUGAAGAAUCUCACCAACAUGAUAGUUCUUGCUGAUUUCAAUGUUGUCCCCGAGUUAAAUGUGCUUUGUGACACAUAGAAGAGUCCUGUCACAUGGCUGAAAAUACUUUCCUUGUGACGCUGUCAGAUCGCAAAAAUCCCCUCAGAGCAGUUCUGUUGCUGGAUAAAUCUGGAACGGUUGGAAUGAUAUCACUAUUGUGGACUUUACAUUUAAGAUCUACAUUCCUAAACCUAAUGACUAACAAGGUCUCUCAGAUUACAGAGAAUAGUUUCUUUGGCCUGCAAAGAUUAGAGACCCUAACGCUGGAAAGUAAUCCAAUCAUAAACGUUGAAGAUUCUGCAUUCAGCCAUCUCACCUCCCUGAAGAACGGCCAGGGGAUAGUCAUGUCCACAUCAUCUUUUAGCUUAAUGGGGAGGUGGAGAUGACGUGCAAAAAUGAAAAUAGUGGGCCUCCCGAGUGGCGCAGCGGUCUAAGGCACUGCAUCGCAGUGCUUGAGGCGUCCCUACAGACCCAGGUUCGAUCCUGGGCUGUGUCGCAGCCAGCUGCGACCGGGAGACCCAUGAGGUGGCGCACAAUUGGCCCAGCGUCGUCCGGGUUAGGAGAGGGUUUGGCCGGCCGGGAUGUCCUUGUCCCAUCGCACUCUAGUGACUCCUGUGGCGGGCCGGGCGCAUGCAUGCUGACAGUGUUUCCUCCGACACAUUGGUGUGGCUGGCUUCCGGGUUAAGCGAGCAGUGUGGCAAGAAGCAGUGCGGCUUGGCAGGGUUGUGUUUCGGAGGACGCAUGGCUUUCGACCUUCGCCUCUCCUGAGUCGGUAAGGGAGUUGCAGCGAUGGGAUAAGACUGUAACUACCAAUUGGAUAUCACGAAAUUGGGGAGAAAAAGGGGCAAAAGAAAAUGGCAUCCAGAACUUCAGCAGGUACUUGGAGGCCCAUGCUCCCUGGAUGUGGGCUUUGCAGCCCGCUUUGCAGCCUGCCUUCUGGGACCGCCUGUGGACAAAACUGGCCCCUCCUGGACCACAUCCGUAUUAUGAUCUUAUAUGGAUGUUUAGAAAACGGGAAAAGGCUUACUGGUGGCCAGUGAGAACAGGACGCUAAGCCCACUCAUGGUUGUUAUGUGCUGAGCACUGUUGAUAUCCACUGUUUUAACUAGAUUCACAGUUGUUGAAUUUGGAUGGUGAAUUGACUUAUGUUCCUUCCCAUUUCUCCCUCUCCCCCUUUUUCUGUACGAGUAGCCAGCCAGGGUGGUCAGGGGAGUCUGAGUGAAGACUUUCUGCAGGUCUUCUCACUGGCUGAGAGCAUCAAAACAUGGAUGGUGAGUGUCUUUUGAAUGAGUCAUUAAACUCAUUUUCUAUACAAUUUAAUACCACACAGAAGACAAAAGAAAGAAUCACAAAUAACACACAAUCAAAGGCACCAAACACACCAAGACAGUCGUGAAGAGGGCACGACAAAGCCUAUUCCCCCUCAGGAGACUGAAAAGAUUUGGCAUGGGUCCUCAGAUCCUCAGAAAAUUAUACAGCUGCGCCAUCGAGAGCAUCCUGACUGGUUGCAUCACCGCCUGGUAUGACAACUGCUUGGCCUCCGACCGCAAGGCACUACAGAGGAUAGUGCGUACAGCCCAGUACAUCACUGGGGCCAAGCUUCCUGCCAUCCAGGACCUCUAUACCAGGCGGUGUCAGAGGAAGGCCCUCAAAAUUGUCAAAGACUCCAGCCACCCUAGUCAUAGACUGUUCUCUCUGCUACCGCACGGCAAGCGGUACCGGAGUGCCAAGUCUAGGUCCAAAAGACUUCUCAACAGCUUCUACCCCCAAACCAUAAGACUCCUGAACAGCUAAUCAUGGCUACCCGGACUAUUUGCACUGCCCCCCCCCCCCCACCCCCAUCUUUUUACGCUGCUGCUACUCUGUUAAUUCUUUAUGCAUAGUCACUUUAACUCUACCCACAUGUACAUAUUACUCCAACUACCUCAACUAGCCGGUGCCCCCGCACAUUGACUCUGCACCGGUACCCCCCUGUAUAUAUAGCCUCCCUACUGUUAUUUUAUUUUACUUCUGCUCUUUAUUUUCUGAACACUUUUUUGUUUUAUUCUACUUUUUUAUUAAAAAUAAAUGCACUGUUGGUUAAGGGCUGUAAGUAAGCAUUUCACUGUAAUGUCUGCACCUGUUGUAUUCGGCGCAUGUGGCCAAUAAAAUUUGAUUUGAUUUGACCUAUCAGUGGUGUGAGUGUUGUGUUUUCUUCUGUUGUUUUCAGUUGGAGAUGAAGCAGCGGUAUCUGGUGGGCAAAAUGAAUGUCUCUGAGGACAAAGAGGAGGGCCACGGUGAAGUAACCAUGGAUGGUCUCGGUGAGCACUACCACUCUUUUGAUUUGUAUUUGAAACGUACUGAUACGAAUCUCUUAACUAGAAUCAUGCAUAUUUAUGGACAAAUGCUUCUCUAUGUAUAUUUUAUGUUUGAAUCUCUCCCUCCUGCCCCUUCCUUCUCCUCUAGCUGAGAUGCUUCUUGGGAAGGCCUAUCUGUUGUUGAGAUUCCCCCCCAGUGGCGCUUCUUCUCACUUGGACACUGACUCCUCCAGGGCAGCAGAGGGCAGUGCUGUCUUACAGCCUCCACUCUUCCGCUCCAGCUCCAUAUCAGAGGGGGACUUCCUGCCCAGCCCCUCGUUGGGAGCCCAGUCCUCCCAUGCAGCAGGCUCCGAGGUGGGGGGCUGUGAGGCAAGGGCUGGAUCUGGAGCUGUAGGCCCAGUACCUGGACCAGGCUACCCUCAUUCCUUCCGGGUCCAUCCCCAGGGUUCGACAGUUUCUGACCCAGGGCCGGGCCCCUCCAGCCAGGGCCUACUGGGCUCCACAGAGAGCCUGUCCUACCAGCCAGGGGCAGCGGAGCCUGCAUCCCCCUCCACCUUCCCCCGGAAGGCUCCCUCCUUCAGCCGGGGCCGCCUCCGCCUCCUCUCCUUGCGCUCCGUGGAAGAGCCUCGCUCUGCCCCCUCUGUCAAGGAACGCUACCCUCUCCUCAAACACAUCAUCAACUUCAUGAAGGACCAGACACUGACUACUGUCAGGUAUGUGUCACUGUCAUCCACACACUGGGCACGGGAAGGGUUCAUUGUUUGGCUUUGUUGAUUAGGAAGCAGUGAUUUUUACAAAUGUGUUAUUAUAUUGUCGUUCUUAAACUGUUAGAUUGAACAAACUUGCUCUCUAGAUCCAAUGUUGUGAUUUAUGUUUUGCUAAGCCUUUGUUUUUGGAUGUGUAUUUAUCUACCUGUGCAGUGUCCGGCAGACGCUGUCCUUGAACAAGGCCCAGGCUCAGAGUGUUUGUAAGGUCCUGGAGACGGUGCAGCAGUGUUUACUGUCCCUGGGGAAACCACACCUCUUCCAGGCCCCCUGCAUUCUGUUCCUACAGGAACUGCUGGCUUGCCAGAAAGACUUCACCAGGUCCGUCUGACCCUAUAAAUACUGAUAUGUGUAAUGUAGCUGCCAUAACGGCUUCAGGAUUGCAUACAUAAGGGUCUGAUUGAGAUGUAUUGAUAUAAUAAUCUAUUUCCUCCUAAUUUUCCUGUUAAGACACUCAUUCAGGGUUUGUUUGUUUGUUUUCCCUGGGCAGUUAUUUCUCCCAGUUGUCUGGAAGUGGGCAGGAGCUGAGAGAGAAGGUGAGGAGGUCCUACCAUCGACUAGUCCUCAUGCUGGUGGAGGCAGUACAAGGCUUCAGCAGUCUCAACGAGAAGUAUGUAUUAAUUCAUCCCUGUUCAGUUGAACAUGUGCUACAUAGAGAGACAUAACAUGUUAUAAGCCUUGUAAUAAGACAUUUAUAAGGAUGAUAAAGAAUUGUGUAUUUGGGAGCAUAGAGAAAGUAAGUGAAACCCAUUCUGCUCUCUCCUCCUGAUUUGAUAACUCAUUUGGUAUCUUCCCCUCCCCAGGGUCCUGCUGCCUGCCCUGUCCUGUGUUCAGACCUGCCUGCUGCAUCUAUUGGACAUGAGCUGGGAGGUACAGGACCUCCCCCUGUUCCUCCAGAUCAAACUACCUGACCUCCUCCUCACCAUGUCCCAGGAGAACAUCAGCGUGCACGACAUCGCCAUCAGGUACUGUCUGAGGAGGGACAGAGGACAGAGGAAGGGUGCCAACUAGUGGCGUGGAGUGGUGGUGGCGCUGUAUAGUAGCUUUUCACUAACGGUUCACGUACUGUAUCUUCAUAAUAAUAUAUGCCACAUAACAUUAAUAUUUAGCAUUAGACACAACAGCCGCCUUCAUGCACCACAAGAGCGAGUGUUGUGGCCUGUGAAAAUAUCUACUAUCAGUGUUAAUUUGAAGACCAUGCUACGCUAGAUAUUAGCCAGACAAAAAAGGUAGGAUAUCACCUGAAGGUAGGAUGUUACCUAAAUGUGAGAAAAUGGCCAUCUAAUUUUCCACCCUGUGAUGUUGUCCCCAGUCAGUGGACGGAGGAGGAUGAGAUAGCAGACUAUAAGAAGAACCGGGACUGGAUGGACGAGUGUGUGGACGGGAUGUUUGAGAAGUGGUAUGACAAGAUUGACGAGGAGGGUUCCAUGGAGGACAGGAGAAAGGUAGAGCGGACUCAGGCCCUAAAUCCCAAAUACUCAAUUCCUAGCCCCUACCCCCUAGGCACUUGUGUAGAUCUGAGAGGAUUGGAUAGGGGGGUCGUUCCAUUUGAUUUCAAUCACUUUUUGACCGCUCCCCUUUUGAUUUGAACAAAACUUUUUAUAAAUUUUGGCAAUGGUAGAUGUGGUCAGAAAGGGAUUUUCUGGAACUGAAUGCCAAAACAUUUAGGGGAUAGAGGUGUUCAAAGUUGACCUAUUUUGCAUACCCCACCCUACCAUGAGACAUCCAUGUCUUCAUUACUGGAAAAUAUCAACGGGUGAGUUUGAUAUAAUUUAAAAGCCUACAAACAGGGUUGUCAAACUAUUUUAUUAUUAUUUGUUAAUAGAAAUUGUAAUUAUUGUACUUUUCUAACGUCAAUUAUCGAAAAACGUGUAAACUUCGAUUUUUUUUCAUUUUCACAUAUGUUGUAGCUUAGACCAUCUUUGACAUUAUCUUAGGUGUUUGUGUUGUUUUGUCAUUGAAAAGCAGUGAGGACAUUUUUUAUUGAAAUGGAAUUGACCCCAACCAUGUCCAUGAUACUGUCCAAAAGCUGAGGUAGUUAACCCCUUCCUGUCCUGUCCUCAGAUGCACAUGUUCAUAGCUCGUUACUGUGACCUGCUCAAUGUGGUGAUCUCCUGUGAUGGCUGUGAGAGGAUGGCUCCCUGGCACCGGUACCGCUGUCUGCAGUGUAUGGACAUGGACCUGUGCAAGACCUGCUUCCUCAGUGAGUACACACAUACUCCCACACACACACACUGUUUCCUGUGUAGAGCUGGACUUAUACCCCGAAAUGUCUUGUUUAAGCUUCAACGCGAGAACGUAAAACAGUUACAUCUUUCCUCUAGACUAACUGAACCGGCUCUGUGUGUCUAGGUGGUGCCAAGCCGGAGGGUCACGAGGACGACCAUGAGAUGGUGAACAUGGAGUAUGCGUGUGACCACUGCCAGGGCCUCAUCGUGGGCAGCAGGAUCAACUGUAAUGUCUGUGAAGACUUUGACCUCUGCUUCGGCUGCUACAAUGCCAAGAAAUACCCUGACAGGUAAUAUAUUAAUCCAUUUUUGUUUUGGAAACACUUUAGAUAUAAUGCUAAAAGCAUGAAUGAGGCUUUAUAAUGUCUUGAUAUAUGUUAUGUGUUUCUAUCGAAUGUCUAAAACCUGCUAAAGCUGAUAUCUUUCUCAGUAGAAUUGACUGUGUGGUGGUAAUGCACAGGUACUGCAGCGGCUUACCAUCUCUCACCCUGUCUCUUGUUUUUCCCUUCACGACGUCCUCCAGUCACCUCCCGACCCAUCGGAUCACUGUCUGCCCCAUGGUGACCAUCAGGAUCAGUGACCGCCACCGCCUCAUCCAGCCCUACAUCCACAACUACUCCUGGCUGCUGUUCGCUGCCUUGGCCCUGUACACCUCAGGUAAACAUGCUCAACUCUUAUCCUCUGGCAUAAAAAAAUGAAAGGGAGCUUCAAGUCAAUAGUCAGUCACAUAACAAUGGAAAAAUGGGACCAGCAACUUGAUGGAGUUUAAUUGUCAUUAAAAAGUAUUUGUUUCUUUUCUUUACACCUCAGACCUGAGCAGCGAGAGACAGCAGGAGGGGGAGCCUCUGGGACCAGACACCCUGACCCAGGCCUCCGCCCUGCAGACACGCUGCUCACAGCUCAUUACCGAGUGCCUGCUCAAAGGACAGACUGGCAAAGGUAGGCCUCACAGCAACUGUAUACCUUGUUCUUAUCAGCAUGUUUAUUUCCAUGACUGAUCAAAAUGCAUUUCUCAUGCUCUCUCUUGUCUCUCUGCAGCAGACGUAUAGUGAGAAAUAUAUUUGGAACAUCAAAUCGCAAUAUCUAAUCGCAAUACAUGUAGAAUCGUGAGAAUCGCAAUACAUAUGGUAUCAGCACCUAAGUAUCAUGAUAACAUCGUAUCGUGAGGUCCCUGGCAAUUCCCAGCCCUAUCGUAAAGGUGGUUUUAUUGAUUUAGAUAGCAUUCAACUCAAGCCAAACCAACUUAUCCAUUCCAAAUAGAUGGGAAUAGAGCAGUGUUAUAAAUUGAGGACAUUUCUUGUCGCUCAGUUUUACUGUCCCAUCAGACUACUGACUGAACUUCUUGAAACUCCAUUGAUAUAGCCAUUGUUCCUGACCCCCCCCCAACUUGUUAGGGUUUCUGUUGAAUCAUUCCAUCCCUGUGUGUGUGCAGGUCUGCGGUCCUCUGCCCUGCUGUCCCUGCUGGCCUCUAAUGAGUCAGAGAGUGAGCUGUGUCCUGAGUCACCCUCCCAGGAGCUCAGCAUCAACACCACCACAGAAGACACCUCCUCUCUGCCUGGCUCCACCGCUGCUAUCUGCUCACCACUGCCCUCUAGGGACAAGGUGAGUUACUACACCCUGGCCUCGAGCCAGGCCUUGACUUCAAUAUUGUGUCCCUACUCUUUGUAAAAUGUCUGUUUUUAUCGAUAUGAUUCUGCUUCAGAACCAAUUUCCCCCUGCAGCUAUUCACUUCUACUGCUCCAAUACAAUGGCAUUCAUGGAUAACCACCACACACUGAUGAUCCUUCUUCUGUUUGUCCAUCAGAGUAAAGCCCAGGGGAAGGAGAAGGAUGUGGAGUCUCCCCCUGCUGCCCUGGAGGUGUGCUCCACGUCAGAGAGAGAAGGAGGACAGGAGAAGGGGAAGAAGCUGGUGAAACAGGACACCCUGGACUGGUCCAGCCUCAGCCAGACCCCCUCUCUGUCCAGCGAGGGAACACUGUCUCCUGUGGUCAGAGGUGAGGCGGGAGGGACCAGCCAUGUGCUUUUCUAAUCGCUCCCCGUCUGGAAUUAAUAAAGUCACUUUGAAUUCAAUUCAAUUGAAUGUGUGUCAGACCAUUGUUAGCUUUAAUCACCAAUUGGUGAAAUGGUAAAAGACUGUUGCGCCUAUCUUAUAGCUGAAGUGAAUGUUGGUUAAGUCAUCCUGGCCACCGACCUGUUUGAAUGAGUGCGUCAGUUGGUAUCACAUCAUCCAUCCAUCUUUGUCAAUGAGUGUUGCGCCUAGUCUAGUCUGGAGAUGAAGCUAAGUUAACCUUUGCCUGUUUCCGUGUAUCCCCCAGCUCCAGAGUCGGGCUCAGAGACCAUCACCUCUCCAACGCCAGAGGACAUAGAGGAGAUGAAAGAGAUGAUGAAGGAGAGGGAUGAGAAGAUGGCGAGGAUGGCCAAGGUGCCCAUCCAGGAGCAUGUGUUUGCAGAGUGCUCGAGAGAGAGGAUCCUGGGGCUGCUAGCUGCCAUGCUGCCUCCAGCCAAACCGGUAAGAUGAUUGUACUACCAGAUAGCAGAAGAAGCUAGGAAGUCCAUACUGAGUCUAUGAAGUGCCUUCUGUUGUAUUGUUCCGAAUAGCCAAGGGGGCUCAGAGUCAAUACACCAUUCUUUAAGUUUAAUCGGUAACACUUAAGUUGCCCUAUGUAACUACACAGUAAUAACUAACAACGGUUACUAUGCAACUACAUGGUAAUGCAAUAUUGUUACUUCAGUUAAUACUGUGUAGUUACCGCUGUAACUAUCUAUCCAUUGACCUCUGACCUCUUGCAUCCCCCCCCCCCCCCCCUCCCCCCCCCCCAGGGCACCACCCUGGCUCUGUCCAGCCUGAGCCCCAUCCUGCCCCAGCUCUUCAGGGUGGUCAUCUCCAACGCCGGGUGUCUGAACGAGACCUACCACCUGACCCUGGGUCUGCUGGGGCAGCUGCUGCUGAGGAUACCCCCCCUGGAGGCGGAUGCGGCCGUCAGAGAGGCCCUAGCCGAUAAGUACGAGCUGCUCACCCCAGGAGAGGGGGCUGCCGCCGGGGCUGACACACAGGGCUGGAAGACCACCCAGCUACUUUUCAGUCUGGGGGCUGUCUGUCUGGACAGGUAAACCACGGCACCAUAGUCAUGCAUAUUCACUGUUUGUGUUAAAUACGAGUUGUAAACCACAGUAAACUGGAGAGUGGAACAGGACAUACAGUAGAUCUAGAGGUGUGUUCAACUAGAGAAAUAGUUUGCGAACGUUAGCUAAUGUUGGCUAACAUAUUCUGUUUGUUUUGUGCUACCCACGAACAUUCGCUAACGUUAGCUAACAGUAUAGAAGGUAGUGUGUGGCGAAUGUAAAUGUUUAUUUCAGGUCGAAACCAACGCUACAAAUAAUCAGGUGUCCAUGUAGGCUGUCUAUUACAUGUAGUAGGAAUGGCAAAGUCCUUUUCAGUUAGAAUAUUGCCACUAAAAAGGCACAGUAAUCCUUACAAAAAGGAGCUAUUUUGCGGCUUCACAGUAACAUUUUGGAUUGUUCAUUCAAAUCGUUCAACUGAGAUUGUUCCUAAGUUUGCCGCAAACAAAACCCAUGUUGAACUCACCUUAGAUUUGACUGUGUUGCUUGACUAUUAUUCUAACACCAUUGUUGUAAGACAUCUCUUCUCCUUCUCUCUUCUUUGUUGUCAUAUAGGACACAUCUAAAUCUAAAGAGGUUGCUUGACAGUUGUUGUUAUGAUGAAGCCACUGGAUAUAUUUUCUCUCUGUCUUUUGAAAUAUAGUCGUAUAGGUCUGGACUGGGCGUGUUCGGUGGCUGAUAUCCUGCGGAGCCUGAACGCCUGUCCCCAGUGGAGUGUUGUCAUAGCAACCUUCACCGACCACUGUGUCCGGCAACUACCACACGUGCUCAAACGCACCAACCUCUUCACCCUGCUGGUGCUGGUCGGCUUCCCUGAGGUACUGACUAAUUCAGUUACUAUUGUUAUGGAAUAGGUUAGGUAGUUUAGACCGCACACUACAGCUGACUAUUGCGUCCACAUUCCAUUCCCACAGGGGGCAGCAGCAACCUUGUCUAGGUGCUGAGCCUGGUUGCUGUCUCCCUGGGCACAUGUGCAUCCAACACGGUCCUCAAACGCUGAUUUCUCAAAUGAAUUCACACAUUUAUUCAGGUUACAGACCAGUUAACUAGACUUAGCAAGUGCAAAAAUAUUAGCAGGCUAGUUAAUCGGUUUCGUAACACCUUUGGGAAAACAUAGCACAAAACAAACUGCAAAUGCAUCUAACAAGUUUGUAGUCACAAGCUUGAUGUAGUCAUUGCGUGAAAGGAAUAUGGGACCAAAUACUACUUCAUUUAAUACACUAUACAUUUCUAAAUGCUAAACAGAUACGCAGAAAAUCCCCUCAAAUAAAACAAGAUGAGGGAGGACAAUGUUUUGGAGCAUGGCCUUAUUUCUAUUACAGCAUAUUGGAUGACUGUUAUUCAUAUUCCGUUUACCCAGCUCAAUGUAACAUCGAUAGGUUAAGGAUACUACAUGAUACUAUAAUUUUCCCCCAUACCGAUCAUGAGGUUGCUACAACCUAGCCUAAGAAUGAAAGUUUACAACGUAGGUGCACAGGUCGAGUGAAAUUUUAGUAAUCAAGGUGACAGACAUUGACACAUUCAAUACCGCCUUGAACACUCUUGCCUGCAUCUAGCUGAUCUAGGGUGUAAUCAUUAGUCCAAUAGUUGCAAACAAGUUUCUAUUGGACAAAUUCAGGUAUGUUUAUCCCCGUUUCGUUCCGUUUGCUUCCGUUUAAGAAACGUUUUUCAACAGAAUCGGCGGAAUGAAUACACCCCUGAUCAGACACAAACACAGUUCACUUUUAUAGCAGCCACAUACAAACAGCAUGAUCCCUUUGAUCGUUGUAUAAUUCCUUCUCACACCUACGCGCUCUCCUCCCCUCACCUUUUCCCUUCACUUGUGGACUUCAGUGCACAACACAUCAGCUGUCUGUGACCAGGCGAAAAUACCUUUCCAAGCCAAACCUUUAUAUCAUAACCGCUAACCGCUACACACAGCCUACAUCGUUGUCACCCUAUUACAGUCAUAGUCAACAUAGUCAACUAACGCGUUAGCAAACCCGCUACAAUCAUGCAGUACAAUGUACAGUCAGCAGCAAGCAGUUUAAAAGUUACACCAGGGGGCACCGGUGGCAAUAUAUUAAUAAAACCAAAAGCUUACCUUGACUUGGAAGAGUUCCAGUGUUGGAUAGCCAUAGCCUGCUAACUAACAUAACAUUCCUCUCUGUUUGAGUCGGGUGUUUGAGUAGGCUAAACUAGCUCGCUGCAUUUGAAAAAAUUUUACAACAAAAUACAUCUAGCUCUCUCUCUUGCGUCUCCUUCAUUUUUGAAGAAUUUAAUUUGUUCAAAACUGUUCAACUAUUAUCUUUCUCUCUCUGAGUCAAUUACUCACCACAUUUUAUGCACUGCAGUGCUAGCUGUAGACUGUAGCUCAUGCUUUCAGUACUAGAUUCAUUCUCUGAUCCUUUAAUUGGGUGGGCAACAUGUCAGUUCAUGCUGCAAGAGCUCUGAUAGGUUGGAGAACGUCCUCCGGAAGUUGUCAUAAUUACUGUGUAAGUCUAUAGAAGGGGGUGAGAAUCACGAGCCUCCUAGGUUUUGUAUUUAAGUCAGUGUACCAAGAGGAGGACGGAAGCUAGCUGUCCUCUGGCUACACCAUGGUGCUACCUUACAGAGUGCUGUUGAAGCUACUGUAGACCUUCAUUGCAAAACAGUGUCUUUCAAUCAAUUAUUUGGUGGCUUGAAUAUAUUUAGUAUAGUUUUAUCUAAAAAUGAUAACUUUUUUAAUGUUUCACUAUUUUUAUUAAAUUCACUGAAGAGGCUGGUCCUCCCCUUCCUCCUCUACAUUUACAUUUACAUGUUUUACAUUUUAGUCAGUUAGCAGACGCUCUUAUCCAGAGCGACUUACAGUUAGUGAGUGCAUACAUUAUUUUAUUUUUUAUACUGGCCCCCCGUGGGAAACGAACCCACAACCCUGGCAUUGCUAACGCCAUGCUCUACCAACUGAGCUACAUCCCUGCCGGCCAUUCCCUCCCCUACCCUGGACGACGCUGAGCCAAUUGUGCGCCGCCCCAUGGGUCUCCCGGUCGCGGCCGGCUACGACAGAGCCUGGAUUCAAACCAGGAUCUCUAGUGGCACAGCUAGCACUGCGAUGCAGUGCCUUAGACCGCUGCGCCACUUGGGAGCAUCCACUGCUAUAUACCUAUUUUCUAUUGACUAAUAUCGACUGGAACUCAAAAUCUAAAAUCUAAUUUUAUUCCUUGCAUGCUUCGUAAACAACAGGUGUAGACUAACAGUGAAAUGCUUACUUACUGGCCAUUCCCAACAAUGCAGAGAGAAAGAAAAUAGAGAAAUUAUAGAAAAGUAAAACAUAGAUACACAAUGAGUAACAAUAACUUGGCUAUAUACACGGGGUACUAGUACCGAGUCGAUGUGCAGGGGUACAAGGUAAUUGAGGUAGAUAUCUACAUAAAACUAGGAAUAGAGUGACUAGGCAAUAGGAUCGAUAAUAAACAGUAGCAGCAGCAUACAGUGUAUUCGGAAAGUAUUUCCACAUUUAGUUACGUUAGACUUAUUCUAAAAUUGAUUAAAUUAUUUUUUUCCCUCAUCAAUCUACACACAAUACCCCAUAAUGACAGUGAAAACAGGUUUUUAGAAAUGUUUGAAAAUUUCUUAAAAAUACAAAACUGAAAUAACUUAUUAUAAUACUCGAAAUUGAGCUCAGGUGCAUCCUGUUUCCAUUGGUCAUCCUUGAGAUGUUUCUACAACUUGAUUGGAGUCCACCUGUGGUAAAUUACAUUUAUUGGACAUGAUUUGGAAAGGCACAUGCCUGUAUAUGUAAGGUCCCACAGUUGACAGUGCAUGUCAGAGCAAAACCCAAGCCAUGAGGUCGGAGGAAUUGUCCAUAGAGCUCCGAGACAGGAUUGUGUCGAGGCACAGAUCUGGGGAAGGGUACCAAAACUUUUCUGCAGUAUUGAAGGUCCCCAAGAACACAGUGGCCUCAAUCAUUUUUAAAUGGAAGAAGUUUGGAACCACCAAGACUAAGCAAUCGGGGGAGUAGGGCCUUGGUCAGGGAGGUGACCAAGAACCCAAUAGUCACGCUUACAGAGCUCCAGAGUUCCUCUGGGGAGACGGGAGUACCUUCCAGAAGGACAACCAUCUCAGCAGCACUCCACCAAUCAGGCCUUUAUGGUAGAGUGGCCAGACGGAAGCCACUCCUCAGUAAAAGGCACAUGACAGCCUGCUGGGGUUUGCCAAAAGGCACCUAAAGGACUCUGACCAUGAGAAACAAGAUUAUCUGGUUUGAUGAAACCAAGAUUGAACUCUUUGGCCUGAAUGCCAAGUGUCACGUCUGGAGGAAACCUGGCACCAUCCCUACGGUGAAGCAUGGUGGUGGCAGCAUCAUGCUGUGGGGAUGUUCUUCAGCGGCAGGGACUGGGAGACUAGUCAGGAUCGAGGGAAAGAUGAACGGAGCAAAGUACACAGAGAUCCUUGAUGAAAACCUGCUCCAGAGUGCUCCGGACCUCAGACUGGGGCGAAGGUUCACCUUUCAACAGGACAACGACCCUAAGCACACAGCCAAGACAAUGCAGGAGUGGCUUCGGGACAAGUCUCUGAAUGUCCUUGAGUGGCCCAGCCAGAGCCCGGACUUGAACCCGAUCUGCAGAGAAGAAUGGGAGAAACUCCCCAAAUACAGGUGUGCCAAGCUUGUAUUGUCAUACCCAAGAAGACUCAAGGCUGUAAUCGCUGUCAAAGGUGCUUCAACAAAGUACUGAUUAAAGGGUCUGAAUACUUAUGUAAAUGUGAUAUUUCAGUUGUUGUUUUUUAUACAUUUGCAUAUACAAUGUAUAAAAAAACUGUUUUUGCUUUGUUAUUUUGGGGUAUUGUCUGUAGAUUGAUGGGAAGAAAAAAAAACAAUUUAAUCAAUUUUAGAAUAAGGCUGUAACGUAACAAAAUCAAGGGGUCUGAAUACUUUCCAAAUGCACUGUAUGUGAUGAGUCAAAAAAGUUAGUGCAAAAAGAGUAAAUGCAGAUAGUAUCUGUAAACUAUUUAGCAGACGUAUGGCUUGGGGGUAGAAGCUGUUCAGGGUCCUGUUGGUUCCAGACUUAGUGCAUCGGUACUGCUUGCCGUGCGGUGGCAGAGAGAACAGUCUAUGACUUGGGUGAAUGGAGUCUUUGCUAGUUUUUAGGGCGUUCUUCUUGAGGUCCUGGAUGGCAGGGAGCUCGGCCCCAGUGAUGUACUGGGCCGUACGCAAUACCCUCUGUAAUGCCUUGUGGUCGGAUGCCAAGCAGUUGUCAUACCAAUCGGUUAUGCAGCCAGUCAAGAUGCUCUCAAUGGUGCAACUGUAUAACUUUUUAUGGAUCUGAGGGCCCAUGCCAAAUAUUUUCAUCCUCCUGAGGGAGAAGAGGCAUCCUCACGACUGUGUUGGUGUGUUUGGACCAUGAUACUAUAGAUCCUUAGUGAUGUGGAUGCCGAGGAACUUGAAGCUCUCGACCUGCUCCACGACAGCCCCGUCGAUAUGAAUGGGGGCGUGCUCGGACCUCCGUUUCCUGUAGUCCACAAUCAGCGCGAUUGUCUUGCUGACAUUGAGGGAGAGGUUGUUGUCCUGGCACCACACUGCUAGGUCUCUGACCUCCUCCCUAUAGGCUGUCUCAUCGAAGUCAGUGAUCAGGCCUACCACGGUUGUGUCAUCAGCAAACUUGAUGAUGGUGCUGGAGUCCUCGUCCUGCUGCUGUCUCCUCCAGUAGUCCACCAUUCAACUGGCUUGUAGACCUUCUGUCCUGCCCUCUGUCUGACCCCUUGUCUCUUUCUGCUAUCCUAGGUGCUGUGUAUGGGCACCCAGUCAGUGUUCAUAGACAAUGCCAACGAGCAGCAUCAUAUGAUCCUACUCAAGCACUUCACUGAGAAGAACCAUGCGGCUGUGGUGGAUGUCAAGACCCGCAAGAGAAAGACGGGUUAGAGGACGGACUGUCGCAAAGUUAUUUUCAUACAUUUUGCUCAUGGUGCUCAUAGUAGAGCUGUGUUAAACCCUCACACAUUUGCGUGUAUGUUUGAUGUUUUUAUACUACUGCAACAAAAUUGCCCAGCAAUGGGGCAAUAAAGAUGUUCUGAAUCUGUAUGCUGCCCCUCUCCUGUCCUUACAGUGAAGGACUACCAGCUGAUCCAGCUGCAGGACUCCAGUGCUACAGGCUCCCACAGCCCAGGGUCCCAGGUCCAGGGUGUAGGUCAGGGUCAGGGACCCCCCCAGGCCCAGCUAACCCACUACCUCAGUAACUUCACCUCCAUCAUCAGCCACCUGUUGCAGAGCAGUCAGGACAGCAGCACCCCCGACGCUGUGGAGGCCUCCUGGGUCGUCUCACUGGCCCUCAAGGGCCUCUACAACACACUCAAGGUACCUCGGAAACGAAGCCACCUUUUGGUUAUCAUCACUCAACUACUACAGAAUGUCCUUUUCUCUCUCUUUUCAAUAUGACAUUAUGUUAUUAUUUAUGUGUUUUUCCUGUAGAUUUUUCCUGGUAGACUUUUUAUUGAAUGUCCAUUUCCGUCUUCUAGUGGCUGAAUAUCUUUUUCAUUUAUUCCCGUUUUAUAUGUACUUCAUAUCAUGCACUAUGGUAGGACUGUGGUUGGACUGUGAGUUGAAGACUUUGUCUAACAUUUCCUGUCGUGUUCCUUCCCUGUAGAAGCACGGUGUUACUGAGGCCCAGGAGGCCAUCCAACAGUCCGGUCUGACCCAGCUCCUGGUGAGGAAGUGCAGUAAGGGGACAGGCUUCAGUAAGCUGUGGCUGCUCCGAGACCUGGAGAUCCUCUCCAUAAUGCUCUACUCCUCCAAGAGGGAGAUCCACAGCAUGGCCCAGGGCCAGGACGGGGAGAAGGAGGAGAAGGAACAAGACAAGGAGCAUGACUCGGACCACUCUAGUUGUUGUGCCGACGACCCCGACCCCAACCGGCCUGACCCACUGGAGGGGCUCGACGAAGAGACCAAGAUUUGCUUCCAGGUCAGCAGGGAUGCCCACAUCCUCAUUAUACAGUUUUUUUUAAAUCCCACUUCUGAAACUAAUGUAUCGAAGGGCGACAACCCCUUGGAUCUCCGGGGUCGAUCCCGGGUUUCCAGCCCGUAGGCAAAUUUGUUAACCACUGCUCCAAUAGCUCUAAACGACUUGGACGAGAAUGUAACGAUCUCUCUCUCUCUCUCUCUCUCUCUCUGAAUUGUAACAAUCUCUUUGAAUUGUGUCUGUUUCAGAUUACCCAUGAUGCCUUAAACGCGCCCCUGCACAUCCUGCGGGCCAUGUACGAGCUGCAGAUGAAGAGAACGGACUCCUUCUUUCUGGAGGUGCAGAAGAGGUAAGAAUUAGAUCACACUCCUGUCAUACAUUCCUUCAUACAAAUCAAAUCACAAUUUAUUGAAAGUGCAUUUAACAGUCACAACACACUUCACAUAAAAUAGUACAUCCUUCAUAAUGUGUUUCGAAUACCAUUGCACCGUGUCAUUUUCAUACCUGACUUGUGUAGCUUUCAUCCAUCACAGACAAUGUUCUGCUAUGACUUUGCAUGGUGGUAUUCAUGCCUGACUUGGUUGACGACCCGCAGGUUUGACGGAGACGUGAUAAAGACGGACGAGGCGAUUAGGACGCUGGCUCAGAAGUGGCAGCCCACCAAGAGACCUCGCUCUGAGGAGAGGAGCACCAAGGCUGUGGACACUGACAUGAUCGUUGUGCCCUGUGUGGUGAGCACUGCAUUGCAUUUACAUUUUGACAUAGUUUGAAGAAUUGGUGUCAGCUGAUGAACAACCCACUCCCACCCUUCCUCCCCCAGUCCAAGCCCAGUCACUGUGAGAAGGCAACAGAGGAGACCACGGUGGUGACUCAGAAGCUGAUCACCAACACAGAGACUGACCUCCAGCUGAGUUACGCCAAGCAGCGCCGCACCAAGUCCUCCGCCCUGCUGCACAAGGAGCUGGACGCACGCAGCAACCGCUCUGUCAGACAGUACCUAGUCAAGGUAGGUGGAGGUGGAUGUUCUGUCUGUCGCUCAGUUGGUACUAGAAGAGCAUGGCACUAGCUAGCAAUGCCAGUGUUAUGGGUUCGAUUCCCGCAAGGAUCACGUAUACUAAACAGGCUUGUUUCCCGGACACAUAUUAAGCCAUUGAACAUGCUUUUUUAGGCCAGGACUUGUUUUAAUCUGUACCUACUCAAAGAUGUACGCAGUCACUGUACUGUAAGUGGCUUUGGAUAAAAUGGUCUGCUAAAUGAUAUGAUGACAUCAUUAUGUUCAGGUGAACCAAGCCAUCGCCACCCUGUAUGCCCGUCACGUGCUGGCGUCGCUGCUGGCUGACUGGCCCCAGGGGGCGCCACUGAGUGAGGAGGCUCUGGAGCUGAGCGGAGCAUCACACAUGGCCUACAUCCUGGACAUGCUGAUGCAGCUGGAGGAGAGACCACUCUGGGAGAGGGUAAGUGUGUGGUAGUGGUGUGUGUGUGAUGUUUCACACAGGGAGUUAUUGAGCUUCCACUCUGGAAACGGGUGAGAGGGGGUGCACACAUUUGUGUGUGUGAGUGAGUGGUAUGGAAGUGUGUGGGGUGUCUACAUGUUGAUGUGGGUUAACUCAUUCCUCUGGUCACCAGAUUCUACAGAAAGUGCUGGUUGGCUGCAGCCAGAGCAUGCUGGGUAGUUUGUCUCUGACAGCGUGUCAGUUCAUGGAGGAGCCUGGCAUGGCCGUGCAAGUCAGGGAGUCCAAACACCCCUACGACAACAACACCAACUUUGAGGUGGGUACCACAUAUAUCUAAUUCCCCACUGAGAGGUCUUACCACAUCUAACGGUCUACAGGCACACUAGGAAGUCUACAAGGUUCCCAAUAUAGGCAACUAAAAGGAUAUCUAUCAGUAUUAAUGAUCAUUUGCAAGAAAAUGAUACAUAACUUCAAAUAUAAGCAUGUGGCAGUGUUUUUCAUUCUUUUGAUAUUAAGAUAAUACCACGCCAGAUAUGUACUGUGGCCUUCCUGUGUGACCUACUGGAGGAAGCUUGCAUUGGACUGACUGUUCUACAGCCGAACAAUGAUGUUGUAAAGCUUCCUCUCUCUCUCUCUCUCUCUCUCUGUCUCUCUCUCUCUCUCUCUCUGUCUCUCUCUCUCUCUCUCUGUCUCUCUCUCUCUCUCUCUCUCUCUCUGUCUCUCUCUGUCUCUCUCUCUCUCUCUCUCUCUCUCUCUCUAGGACAAGGUGCACAUCCCGGGGGCCAUCUACCUAUCCGUGAAGUUUGACUCCCGCUGUUACACUGAGGAGGGCUGUGAUGAGCUGAUCAUGGGCAGCAGCUCUGACUUCCUCCAGGACCUGCACAACUUCAGCGGCUCCCCACAGAAAUGGACUGACUUCGAGAUCCCUGGUGAGGGGGCAGGGAGAGAGGGUGCUGGGAGAGGGACAGGGGCAGGAAGAGCGGGGACAGGGGCAUGGAGAGAGGGGGCUGGGAGAGGGACGGUCUGGGAGAGAGGGGACAGGGGCAUGGAGAGAGGCGGCUGGGAGAGGAACGGUCUGGGAGAGGGACAGGGGCAGGGAGAGAGGGGGCAGGGGUAUGGAGAGAGGGGGCUGGGAGAGAGGGGGCUGGGACAGGGACAAGGGCAUGGAGAGAGAAAGGGGGCUGGGAGAGAGGGGUCUGGGAGAGGGGACUCGGAGUAAGUAUGCCACCCAAGUAAGUGAAUUGCUUCGGGGUUGGUAUUGAAGAUGUUUCCACAAUGUGGUUUUAAUCUACAUAGUUUGACCACGUGUCUGAGUGUGCUGUGUGUUUUCUCCACAGGGGAUACUCUGCACUACAGGUUCAUCUCAGACAUGAGCAACACAGAGUGGGGAUACAAAUUCACUGUCACCGGGGGACACAGGGGCCGCUUCCAGACAGGUCAGUCUACACACACACAUUCACGUACACACACAUGCAUGUACACACACGCGCACACUCACAUACACACACACACUGCAGCGGCAUUGGGAGAGUGAGACUGAUGAACGACGUGGGCCAGGGCUGGCAUCAGCUGAGGACCUGUCACAUGUGGUUAAGCUUUUAUAAUGGGAGUCUAAUGCAGCUGACUGAACACACACACACACACACAAGAAGAAGAGCUACUGGGUCUGAUCAUAGAGGGAAAUAGAAACUAUCCUUUAAUGUUCGAAGUCUAAAUCUCAGGGAACAUAUUCACUUCACAUCAAUUCUCUAUCAUAGGAACGCAGCUGUCUUGGGAAACUAUUAUUCACUCAAUAGAAAAGCAACCAGCCGUGUAGACGUGUACUAGUCAACCAACCCUCAAAACGUGUGAAGUAUUUUUCUCACACCUCUUCUGACUCGCUCUCUCUUUCUCUCUCUGUCUCUUCCUCAAACAGGUUUUGAGAUCCUGAAACAAAUGUUGGCUGACGACCAAGUGCUCAGCCACCUCCCAUUGGCUGACAUCUGGGAGUGGCAGGUGGGCGUGGCCUGCCGCCAGACCGGGAACCAAAGACUGAAGGCCAUCCACCUGUUGCUCCGCCUCCUGCAGUGUCAAUCACAGAAGUGAGCCUCUUCCCAAUGUCCCUGUCCCUCGCAUCCACCUUGAACGCACGCUUGUGCACACACACACACACACACACACACACACACACACACACACACACACAGGUAAGUACACACACACCUCAUUCUGUCACCUGCUCAAGGCUUCAGGCUCUAGCUGGUCUAGUUUAGAAUCAGGUACCUAAAGUAACAAGCUGGAUUCACACUCCCAAACACACUCAACCUCGCUCUCUGCCUAAUAGAACCGUAAGGCAAACUUGUCACAAAUAUUGGGCUACACUAUUAUACUUAAAACUUUGGUAAAACCUAUUGAUUAGCAACUGAAACCAUUUUAUAGUUUCCUAGGAUGAUAUUCUGGGGACCUUUUGUACCCAAUUUCGAAGGCUCAAUAUGAAGAUUACAAACAUGUCUAUGUCCUUAGUGUGUCUGUUUGCCCCUAGAGCUAGCGAAAACAGUUUUUACUUGGAGUAUUCCAGAGAAACCUAAUGUCCUGAUAGUUGCCAUGGAGAUGAGGUCACAUAUCUAUUGGAGGAUUUGCAUAUUUUCCAUGCCGAUGGCCCCAUCUGCCGUAGUGACAUCAUCACCCUGACUAAAUAGAAUACACAAUGUGUUAUAAUAAUAAUAAUAAUAUGUGAUUUAGUAGACGCUUUUAUCCAAAGCGACUUACAGACGUGUGCGUACAUGUUACGUACGGGUAAUUCCGGGAAUUGAACCCACUAUCCUACAGAUGUCUAAUGUUGUCUAAUGGUAAGAACUAAUGGAGCUUAACAUGACCCACCUUGCAGGGUCACAUCUGACUGAAAAAACACUUAACAAGUAAACAACAGUGUCUUUGUGUGUGUGUGUUCACACUCGUGCGUGUUUGAGUGUGUCCGGGUGUGCUAGUCUCUAACGCUUCUAUCUCUCUCUUUCUCUCUCUCUGUGUGUGUAGGGGCUGUGAGCUGACCCUGCUGAGGCCUCUAUGGCAGCUGUUCAUGACAAUGGAGAGUGGUCUGAGUCAGGACCCCACCAGCAUCACUGUACUACUGCCCCUACACAGAGCACUCACUGAGCUCUUCUUCAUCGCUGAAGCAAGGGCCAUGGUGAGAACCACACACACAGCAUACACACACAGCAUACACACGCAGACACACUUGCUGUAAUCCAAUUAUAGGACAUACCAUUCUAUGACUGAAGGGUAGUAAGUAUAAGGUUGUACAGUGUCAUACUUAGUUUACCAAUACCCAAGGAGCUCAUCCUUUGAUAUAGGCAGACAUGUCAAUGUGCAGAACCAGUUACCCGUCUAUGGAUAGUGCUGGCACUCGAGAUGUGUUAAUGCACUUUGAUAUGUGUGUGUGAUAACGUGUGGUAAUCUGUAUUGUCAACAACCCUGCCUGUUUCCACCUAGGAAGGUUAAAAUAGCACUGUCACAUAGCCCUGACCCCUAAGUGUGUUAUCCAGCCCACCUGUUCACCUGCUGGGCCCAGUCCAGGCCCAAGGCAUAGAGCAGCAGGUCUGCCAUCUGUCACCCAGCACAGCCCCUGACACCUGCCACCUGGCUGGCACACUACUAUUUAUUAUCUCUCUAGCUUGAUGGUGGCGAGAGAGGGAUGGAGCCUGGGAGGGGGAGAGAAAGAAGGAGAGGGGGAGGGAGAGGGGAUGAAAAGAGAGAGAGAACGUGGGAGAGGGGGGAAGAGCCAGAGGAGAGAUAGCGAGGAGAAAAAGAGAGUGAGGAAGAGUGAGAGGGCUGCCCAACUGAAACCUUCAAUAGGUGCUCUUUAAUCUGUCUUGAAUUCUGAAUUAAGGAAAGGCUAAAGGAGUGCAUGUGUUGUGCAGUCCAGCAGGAAACGAUGCGUCCAGCUUAGAGUCCCUUAACUUGAGCCAGUCACGUCUACAUUGUCUUCUGACAGGUGGAGACAUUUUUUGUGUGUGUCGCAAAUGAACUAGUGCAGACGGAGCCAUCACACUAUCCAGCGUGAGACAAUAUCACGUCUACUUAUUUAAAGGUAGAUAGAUACCCAUUCAACCUGACUGGCUAUAAAAGCUCUCGACUAUACCAGUUCCCACUCCCCACUGAAUGAAUGAGCCUCAAGCUGCCAGUCCAACAGUGAAAGUACUGAAAUUAAUGAUCUGUUGACUUGUCACAGAGAUGGAUCUCCACCGCUGGCUGCAGGGGAGAUGAGAGGAAAUUAAUCUGUCUGGGUGUCUGUCUGUCUGGUCUGGGCUAAUACCUAUGGUGGAUGUGUUGUUUUUGUUGUUGUUGAGCGUGUGUGUGUGGGGGGGGGGGGGGGGCUGAUGAGUCUGAGAUAAGGCUGAUGUGUUGUUGUUUUCCUGUGGGAGUGUUGUGUGUGGUUCUACCAGCAGGGGGCAGUAGUAGUUCUCACUAGUGCACACACAGUCACACUGGGUACCAUAGUGAUAGGAUGGCCUGAGAUCGACACGCAGUUCACACACACACGUUCCUCUUAGGUGAAUCAGUGUCUAUCUAUCCAUCUGUCUAUCUAUCCAUUUAUCCAUAUAUCUAUCUAACUAUAUACACUACAUGACCAAAAGUAUGUGCACACCUGCUCGUCAAACAUCGCAACCGAGGGCUGACGAUUUUUAUGGUUUCGUGAGCUUGUGUGACCUACCAUUUCGCGGCUGAGCCGUUGUUGCGCCUAAACGUUUCCACUUCACAAUAACAGCACUUCCAGUUGACCGGGGCAGCUCUAGCAGGGCAGACAUUUGACCACCAGACUUGUUGGAUAUACUGUGUGUAUAUACACUACCGUUCAAAAGUUUGGGGUCAAAACACCAGUCUCAACAUCAACAGUGAAGAGGCGACUCCGGGAUGCUGACCUUCUAGCUAGCAGACUGGCCAAUAAAAAGAAAAGAUGAAGAUGGGCAGUCUGAGAUAUGGCUUUUUCUUUACAACUCUGCCUAGAAGGUCAGCAUCCCAGAGUCGCCUCUUCACUGUUGACGUUGGUGUUUUGCGGGUAGUAUUUAAUGAAGCUGCCAGUUGAGGACCUGUGAGGCUUCUGUUUCUCAAACUAGACACUCUAAUGUAUUUGUCCUCUUGCUCAGUUGUGCACCGGGGCCUCCCACUCCUCUUUCUAUUCUGGUUAGAGCCAGUUUGCGCUGUUCUGUGAAGGGAGUAGUACACAGCGUUGUACGAGAUCUUCAGUUUCUUGGCAAUUUCUCGCAUGGAAUAGCCUUCAUUUCUCAGAACAAGAAUAGACUGACGAGUUUCAGAAGAAAGUUAUUUGUUUCUGGCCAUUUUGAGUCUGUAAUCAAACCCACAAUUGCUAAUUCUCCAGAUACUCAACUAGUCUCAAGAAGGCCAGUUUUAUUGCUUCUUUAAUCAGCACAACAUUUCUCAGCUGUGCUAACAUAAUUGCAAAAGGGUUUUCUAAUGAUCAAUUAGCCUUUUAAAAUGAUAAACUUGGAUUAGCAAACACAACGGGCCAUUGGAACACAGGACUGAUGGUUGCUGAUAAUGGGCCUCUGUACGCCUAUGUAGAUAUUACAUUAAAAAUCAGCCGCUUCCAGCUACAAUAGCCAUUUACAACAUUAACAAUGUCUACACUGUAUUUCUGAUCAAUUUAUUUUAAUGGACAAAAAAAUUGCUUUUCUAUUCGAAAACAAGGACAUUUCUAAGUGACCCCAAACUUUUGAACGGUAGUGUAUGUAUAUGUAUAUAUAUAUAUAUAUAUAAUCCAUUUCUCUGUAUAAUCAUCCGCCAGAAAAUGACUUUUUUACAAACACUCUCACAAACACCUAAAUGUGUUUGUUUGCUGCGAAGCCUAUUUAGUGCUGACUCACCCUCCAUCUUUGAACUGGUGGGCAGUGAAGUGUUGUGUUCUGAGAAUGAACAGAGGAGGAGGGGCAUACCAGAGGUGUGCAGGGCCUUGUCACACAUAUUGCACACUAUUUGUGUGUCCCAAAUGACCCACUAUUGCCUAUAUAGUGUACUACUUUUGUCCAAAGGUACCAUUUGGGAUGCAUUAUGUCUUUGGAAGAGCUGAAGGGAUGCUGGCUCUGGUGAACUGUGAUGUCAGGCUGCCUGCCCUUGCCAGAACCACAACAUGGCUGGCACAGGUUGGCUCUCCAGCACCUCAGACAAAGCAGCCCCCCCCCCCCGCUACCCUUGUCACCACUACUGGAAAAAAUCCUAGGGAAACACUGACUGUAGCUUGUAGCGUGCACUAGUCUGUGUUUAGACAUUAUGACUAUGGACUUCAUGAACUCUGUCCUACUAUGUUACACACACACACAGAGAGAGACACACGCACACAAAGAGCGAGAUCGACACACACACCUUGACGAUAUAUUAUACAGAUGUCUAUGCUGGUCCUCUGUAGCUCAGCUGGUAGAGCACGGCGCUUGUAACGCCAAGGUAGUGGGUUCGAUCCCCGGGACCACCCAUACACAAAAAAAUGUAUGCACGCAUGACUGUAAGUCGCUUUGGAUAAAAGCGUCUGCUAAAUGGCAUAUUAUUAUUAUAUUAUUAUUAUUAUGCUCAGACCAGACUACAGGAGUAAGUUAAACGUGAAGGUGUAACAGAUGCGUCAUCACCUUUGUCCUAAAAAUAAGUAUGAGCGUUGAAUCUGCUUUGUCAGUGUGUUGACGAAUGGGGCAGUUCACAGUAAGGUGAUGACAUACAGCGUAGUUCACAGUUCCAUGUUGACAGUGAUGCGGCAGCGAGCAUGGCGUGCUGUUGGACAAGUUGACACGUCAGGUUUGCUUUACUUCACUUUAUUAGGUUUUCAAGAAAACAAACAAGGAGGACCAAGGCACUCCUUCAUAUUUGAGGUGAAUUUGACAGGGACAAUAGACAUGAAUCAACAUUUCUGUUAAUGUGCCAAAUAAAGCCCGCUGGCUAGUUGUCAACUGUAGCCUGUCUGGUCUAUCUGGUUCAGGACUUUAUCAUCCAGAACAAGUAGACAUACUGUAUGAACUGCAAAGGCUCAGUGGUUAAUAUACAGUCACUUCUGCUGAUUCCCCAAACAGUGUUUUAUGUAGUGUCUCGUGACGGAGCUGGCCAGCAUGAAUGGGAGAUUUGGGUCUGGGUUCCCAACUUCCGAAAUGUUUGUUCUAUGUGCAUGAGAGCACCCUGGGAAGAUGUUAACUUCUAAGACAUAGGAUGCAUUCCAAAUAGCACCCUAUUUCCUUUCUAAGACAUAGGAUGCAUUCCAAAUAGCACCCUAUUUCCUUUCUAAGACAUAGGAUGCAUUCCAAAUAGCACCCUAUUUCCUUUCUAAGACAUAGGAUGCAUUCCAAAUAGCACCCUAUUUCCUUUCUAAGACAUAGGGUGCAUUCCAAAUAGCACCCUAUUUCCUUUCUAAGACAUAGGGUGCAUUCCAAAUAGCACCCUAUUUCCUUUCUAAGACAUAGGGUGCAUUCCAAAUAGCACCCUAUUUCCUUUCUAAGACAUAGGGUGCAUUCCAAAUAGCACCCUAUUUCCUUUCUAAGACAUAGGGUGCAUCCCAAAUAGCACCCUAUUCCCUAUAUAGUGUACUACUUUUGCUUUUCAAAAGCAGUACACUAUGUAGUGAAUAGGGUGCUAUUUGGGACGCACACAUAAUGUACUUCAGACAGGAAGUGACUCUUGUAUAAAGGCGUUUCCAACAUCAUCAAAGUGAUCCGUUAGUUAUAUUAGCCUAUAUCUCCUGCUGUAUACAUGUCAGGGAUUGUCAUGCACUGUCAGCUGUACAAAUAGUUCAAGGAUGUUACCUUGGUAUAAACAGCAGGCUGGGAUAGGGAGAGUGAGGAGACGUCCCAAAUGGCACCCUAUUCCCAAUAUAGUGCACUACUUUUGACCAGAGCCUUAUGGACCCUGGUCAAAAGUAGUGCACUAAAUAGGGAAUAGGGUGCCAUUUAGCAGCUUGCAAGACUGAGGGAUGGAGGUAUGAGGAUCUGGAUUGUGUUUCCCUCUCCUACUAGCUACACCAUAAAAGCUCCAUUUGGCCAGUCAUGUGAAGUCACAGCCCAUUUAGACUCUAUUUAGUCUUAUCUAUGUUCUAGAACUCUUCUCUCUCUCCACGGUUAUAUAACAACAGUAACACCAGAACUGCCUGUGUUCAAAUAGGAUUAGUUUUUUGUCUAAUUCCAGAGUUUGGUUGAGCCUGUCUGGAGUGCCAAGUGGGCGAGGUUUGGAGUUGCACUUCUUGGGACUAUUCCAUUAGUUCCAUUGCGCCAGACAUGCUCAAUUAAGCACAGCUGAAGUAUCUGACAGAAAACGAAUACUAUUUGAACCCAGGUCUGCAUGACAGUUUUUUUUUCUCAGAAUUGGCUUCUGCUGCUGAAAGCUCUAUUUUAUUUGUUAGUAAUUUUGAAGGAUUUUCCUACGCUAAGUUCUACAUACCACAGAAAGCUGUUCUCAGUACUCUGAGGUAAGUGGUCAGAGAAUCUCACUUGUCACUAGGAGAGUUUGUCUCUAGAAUGUUUCAUAACUCUUUCCAGUGAAUGUGUACUGUAGGUAGUAUGGGCACUUUUGGCAGAAAUCGAUGAUUUGAAAGCCAUGGCAUAUUCACUCCGGGAAUGACAGGGUCAAGAGUAUGGGUUGUAAAUGAGUGUUUGUACCUGAGAUGUAUUGCUCAAUGUAUGCUCUGUGAGUGGGAGUCACAGUGCAGCAAGCAUGUGAGGGGGGAUGAGCAAGGUCUUAUUGAGAAGGACUACAAACCAUUGUCUUUGUUUUCCAGGAGGAAGGCAUUCUCCAGGACUACCUAUUAGCCCUGACCACCAAUGAACAGCUCCUCGCCCGCACAGCACUGGUAAGAGCUUACAGUUAGACCUCUUCAUAUACAGCACCUGAUAAUGUGUUGGCCAGCAGACACAUGAUAGUUGUAUGGACUUGCACCACUUUGUACCUGGUAAUGUUGAAGACAGGGAUUGACUAGCAAUGUUGAAAGUGACACUUUUUUAAAAUCUCAUAUAAAGAUUUAAAGCUUUAACUACUCAACGUUUUCUUAUUCAACUCACUCAGGAUGGGAAUGCUUAGAAACUAUUCUUUCAAACAUCUUCUAAGUACUUAGACUUUGCCUAGGACUACUCUUUGACCUAGAUGGUUAUCAAUAUCAUGAAUGAUGCGUUUUGGAAUGUGGGCUCAAACAUAUAGGCUAGAUAACGUUCUCACUGUGCUUCCAGACCCAGAUCUCCAUAAUAUUCCAAAACAUUCUCCAUCCAUGCUGUACAAAUGACAUUGAUAUACCACUUUUAAGACUGUUGUUUUCCCAUUUGUCAAUCAGGGUUUGAUGAGCCCCAGAGUGAGAAUACCGGUAGUCUUUAGUUAUGAUAUUCAGCUGUUCCUCAUUUCCUCCUCUAAUGGUGAAUCAUAAUGCUAGUGACACACAGCGGACUCCACACACACACACACACACACACACACACACACACACACACCCUCCAUUCUGUACUAAUGUAUUUGGUAAUUACUUCCCAUUAUCAUGCGUGGCUUAGUGAACGUCAUCUCUGCUCCGCUAUGCUGUGAUCCCGAACAGAGGGGCAAGGGGGCAGCAGCCAAGCAGUGUGGAGGGAGGAGGGGAUCCAGGGGUGGUGGGAGUGGAGGGGAUUGGGUGUGGGAGGGGAGAUUCCGGGGUGUGAGAUGCACGAUUAAAUUAUAAUGUCUGAUUGUCAGAGCGGAGAAGGGUUUAUCUGCAUAGAAAUAGAAUUACUAGAACGGACAUUCCCAUUCAAGUCAAUGUUCUAUUAUGGGUUUAUUUAAUUGUUUGUUCUGUCUAUGUUUACCUGGCCAGGCUGCUAAGAACAUGAGUGAUGUCAUCAGUGUACACAUAUUAGAUUUUGAGGGAGAAGUUCUCCUUUACAUUCAACAAUAUGUAAAAGACUGUAUUUUAUAAAGAUGUCUAAAACCUCAUUGAUCUUCAUCUAUUAUAGGCAUUGGUUGAAGCUCAGUGUUCAAUUCAAAUCUCCCUACCAUCAUAUCUAAGACAGUAUGACACCAAUCUCGAUGAAAACUUGCAAAUCAACUUAAUUGGAGGUACACAACACACUUCCCGCCUCUCGUCAUGAGCCGUCCGGCCUUUACCGAGAACCACAAACCAGAUUUUUUAACAGGGUCAUUAGCAAUUCAUUUAAAAAAAGUAUGUAUUGCGCCUACCUAGCUCAUUCUAGACAUCGGAUUAAAACGAGACUAUAGCGUCCAUAAAGUUUGAGAAGGUUUUAAUCCUAAGAAACCUGCCUACACAUAGUUUGAAGUACAAUACCAACAACGCUACUGUAGGUCAAAGCUGUGUGCUGGAAAACCUUGGUAGAGCAUGGGUGAAAUAGGCAUUUUGGUGCUCAUGUGAAUUUCCUUUAUUUUUCGGCUUCAGACCAAUGCCUAUUCUCACUUAACAUAGUUUUUCGUUUUUAAUUGUGUAUAUACAGUGCAUUCGGAAAGUAUUUAGACUUUUUCCACAUUUAGUUACAUUACAGACUUAUUCUAAAAUAUAAUAAGUAUUUAUCCCUUAUCUAUCUACUCACAAUACCUAUAAUGACAAAGCAAAAACAGGUUUUUAGAAAUGUUUGCAAGUUUAUUAAAAAUAUAUAAAACGGGAAUAUCACAUUUACAUAAGUAUUCAGACCCUUUACUCUGUACUUUGUUGAAGCACCUUUGGCAGUGAUUACAGCCUCGUCUUCUUGGGUAUGACGCUACAAGCUUGGCACAACUGUAUUUGGGGAGUUUCUCCCAUUCUUCUCUGCAGAUCCUCUCAAGCUCUGUCAGGUUGGAUGGGGAGCGUCGCUGUACAGCUAUUUUCAAGUCUCUCUAGAGAUGAUCGAUCGGGUUCAAGUCCGGGCUCUGGCUGGGCCACUCAAGGACAUUCAGAGACUUGUCCCGAAGCCACUCCUGCAUUGUUGGCUGUGUGCUUAGGGUCAUUGUCCUGUUGGAAGGUGAAUCUUUGCCCCAGUCUGAGGUCCUGAGCACUCUGGAGCAGGUUUUCAUCAAGGAUCUCUCUGUACUUUUUUCCAUUCAUCUUUCCUUCGAUCCUAACUAGUCUCCCAGUCCCUGCCAUUGAAUAACAUCCCCACAGCAUGAUUCUGCCACCACAAUGCUUCACCGUAGGGAUGGUGCAAGGUUUCAUCAGACCAGAGAAUCUUAUUUCUCAUGGUUUGAGAGUCUAGGUGCCUUUUGGCAAACACCAAGCGGGCUGUCAUGUGCCUUUUACUGAGGAGUGGCUUCUGUCUGGCCACUCUACCAUAAAUGCCUGGUUGGUGGAGUGCUGCAGAGAUGGUUGUCCUUCUGGAAGGUUCUCCCAUUUCCACAGAUGAACUAUGGAGCUCUAUCAGAGUGACCAUCGGGUUCUUGGUCACCUCUCUGACCAAGGCCCUUUUCCCCCGAUUGUUUGGCCGAGUGGCCAGCUCUAGGAAGUGUCUUGGUGGUUCCAAACUUCUUCAAUUUAAGAAUAAUGUAGGCCACUCUGUUCUUGGGGACAGAGUGGCCUACGUCUCGGAGCUCUAUGGACAAUUCCUUCGACCUCAUGGCUUGGUUUUUGCUCUGACAUGCACUGUCAACUGUGGGACCUUAUGUAGACAGGUGUGUGCCUUUCCAAAUCAUGUCCAAUCAAUUGAAUUUACCACAGGUGGACUCCAAUCAAGUUGUAGAAAUCUCAAGGAUGAUCAAUGGAAACAGGAUGCACCUGAGCUCAAUUUUGAGUCUCAUAGCAAAGGGUCUGAAUACUUAUGUAAAUAAGGUAUUUCUGUUUUUUAUUUUUUAUAGAAUAGCAAACAUUUCUAAAAACCUGUUUUCGCUUUGUCAUUAUGGGGUAUUGUGUGUAGAUUGAUGAGGAAAAAAUGUAAUUUAAUGAAUUUUAGAAUAAGGCUGUAACGUAACAAAAUGUGGAAAAAGUCAAGGGGUCUGAAUACGUUCUGAAUGCACUGUAACUCCUCUCCUUGCUCAACUCCUCCACUCUCACACACUCCCUCCUCCCCACCUUUCUUUCUUUCUCUCUCUCUCUCUCUCUCUCUCUCCCACAUCCCCUCCUCUCUCACUCACUUACUCAUUCACUCACUUUCCUCUCUUUUUUUUAUCAUGCAGGCUCUGAAGAACAUCGCAGCCAUCAGUCUGGCUAUCAAUUACCCCAAUAAAUCCACCAAGCUGCUCAAUACAUCCCCCUGAGAAUGGAGAGAGAGACGGAACGAUGGAGAGAGAGGAAGAGAAAAAGAAAGCGAGCGACUUGGAGGGGUGGAUAUCCUCAUAUCCUGUCUCUGGGAUGAAGG
Messenger RNA from Coregonus sp. 'balchen', 50694 nucleotides. NCBI's taxonomy places the organism in Eukaryota, Metazoa, Chordata, Actinopteri, Salmoniformes, Salmonidae. The record is from the annotation of a GenBank genome assembly.